AUGAAGAACUGUUCCCACAAUGCACAGACAAAACGAGUUGGUUGUAGCUAUUUUGGAACAAGACGAAACAAGAAGGUAUGUUGGUGAUUUGGCUGUGUUAAGCUGCAUUGAAUAAAUAGCGCCCUUAUGUUAUUCUGCAGCAGAUAUGAUAGGACAUAAUCCAGCCGAAGUUUGUAUUUAAGUAUUUAAGUCCAACUGAACACAGUAGGAGAGAUCCAUACACACACUUAACAGUGCAAUGCAAAUGGUAUACUCUCAGAAGUCCCAUUUUGUUACCGUAUUUUUCGCUCUAUAACACGCACCCGACCAUAACACCCACGUAGUUUUUAGAGGAGGAAAAUCCGUAGGCAUGCCACCCGUAGGCAUUCCCUCCAUAACACGCACAGACAUUUCCCCUUACUUUUUAGGAGGAAAAAAGUGAGUGUUGUGGUGCAAAAAAUACGGUAAUUGGUAACAGUACCAGGUAAGUGUAUUUUAGAAUUUCAGCCUUUCCCCCCCAUAAAAGUCAAUGAUGCUUAAAUGUGCUUAACACUGCAAAUGAUUUUAAAUAAGAAAUGUUUACAAUGUAAGUAAGAAAAAGAAAUGGACAAGUGAAUAAAAUGCAAAAUUUAAAUACUUGAUAGUGGCAUUUUUACCAGCAGAUGUCAUCUUACUAUAUCAAUAUAAGAUGUUUUAAUUGUUUCAUUGUAUAUGUAUAUACACACACACACACACACAUUUAUAUCUGUAGGAGGAAACAGAAUAUUCUAAAUGUUAUUUUAAUGUUUGUGAGGGGCACCAUGACACCCUCAGACACACUCCAAGACCACCUGCAGCACCCAAUUUUUAUUUUUAAAAUGAGAUUUCUAUUUUGUCAUUUGACUGAGUUUAUUUAUUUAUUUUUACCAGACAUCUUUAUUGAAAGUUAAAAAAUAUAUAAUUAUAUGUGCACUAAACAUGGUGAGAUGUAAAUAAAAGAAAUAAAAAGAAGUAGAGAAACAGCACCCGUGUAGAAGGGAAAGUAAAGGGGGAAGGAGAAAAAAACCCCCAAAAUUGUAUAUUUUACAAAGUUAUUAUUGUACUUCACCAGAUCUUAACCUAUUACAGUAUUUGUAAGAAUGGAUUCCAGAUAUCAUUGAAUUUGUCCAUGGCAAGUCUGCAUUUAAUGCAAGGUUUUGAGUUUGUAUAAGUCUUCAAUCCAAUCGUAGAAGGGAGCUGCAUUUUCAUUUUUCCAGUCAUUUUGCUGUGGUAAGGGCGCAGAGAGUCCACUCAUAUCAUCCUUUUGUAAGGUUCCAUGUGCUGGAAAAGGAUAUUUUGCACUGUAAAUGUAAGGUUAUUCCGUACAGUUCUUUUGAUAGUUUCAAUUACCUUCUGCCAAAAAUCUUUCAAUAUAGGACAAUAAAAAAGCAUGUUUUAGAGAAGCAUUAUCCCUAUUGCAUCUCCAACAGUUAGAUACCUUAGAUAGCCCUUUUUAAAAUAAACAUAAUGGGGUCCAGUGGACAUCACCAGAUGGGCAGCAUGAAAAUCAGAUUGAUUAUAUUCUCUGCAGCCAAAAGCAAGACCUGGAGCUGACUGUGGCUCAGAUCAUCAGCUUCUUAUAGCAAAAUUCAAGCUUAAACUGAAGAAAGUAGGAAAAACCACUGGGCCAAUAAGAUACAAUCUAAAUCAAAUCCCUUAUGAAUACACAGUGGAAGUGAGGAACAGGUUUAAAGAUUUAGAUUUGGUGGACAGAGUGCCUGAAGAACUAUGGAUGGAGGCUUGUAACAUUAUACAGGAGGCAGCAAUGAAAACCACCCCAAUGAAAAGGAAAUGCAAGAAAGCAAAGUGACUAUCCAACGAGGCCUUACAAAUAGCGGGAGAGAGAAGGCAAGCAAAAUGCCAGGGAGAUAGUGAAAGAUACAGGAAAUUGAAUGCAGAUUUCCAAAAAAUAGCAAGGAGAGACAAGAGGGCCUUCUUAAAUGAGCAAUGCAAAUAAAGAGGAAAACAACAAAAUGGGAAAAACCAGAGAUCUGUUCAAGAAAAUUGGAAAUAUGAAAGGAACAUUUUGUACAAAGAUUACCAUAAUAAAAGACAAAAGUGGAAAGGACCUAACAGAAGCAGAAGACAUCAAGAAGAGGUGGCAAGAAUACACAGAGGAAUUAUACCAGAAAGAUAUGGAUGUCUCGUACAUCCCAGGCAGUGUGGUUGCUGACCUUGAGCCAGACAUCCUGGAGAGUGAAGUCAAAUGGGCCAUAGAAAGCACUGCUAAUAAAAAGGCCAGGGGAAGUGAUGAUAUUCCAGAUGAACUAUUAAAAUUUUUAAAAGAUGAUGCUGUUAAGGUGCUACACUCAAUAUGCGAGCAAGUUUGGAAAACUCAGCAGUGGCCAUAGGAUUGGAGAAGAUCAGUCUACAUCCCAAUCCUAAAGAAGGGCAGUGCCAAAGAACGCUCCAACUACCGCACAAUUGCACUCAUUUCACACGCUAGCAAGCUUAUGCUUAAAAUUCUACAAGGCAGGCUUAAGCAGUAUGUGAACCGAGAACUCCCAGAAGUGCAAGCUAGAUUUUGAAGCGACAGAGGAACCAGAGACCAAAUUGCAAACAUGCGCUGGAUUAUGGAGAAAGCUAGAGAGUUCCAGAAAAACAUCUACUUCUGCUUCAUUGACUACGCAAAAGCAUUUGACUGUGUCGACCACAGCAAACUAUGGCAAGUUCUUAAAGAAAUGGGAGUGCCUGAUCACCUCAUCUGUCUCCUGAGAAAUCUCUAUGUGGGACAAGAAGCUACAGUUAGAACUGGAUAUGGAACAACUGAUUGGUUCAAAACUGGGAUAGGAGUACGACAAGGCUGUAUAUUGUCUCCCUGCUUAUUUAACUUAUACGCAGAAUUCAUCAUGUGAAAGGCUGGACUUGAUGAAUCCCAAAGAUUGCCGGAAGAAAUAUCAACAACCUUAGAUAUGCAGAUGACACAAUCUUGAUGGAGGCUGGAAUUAAAGAACCUUUUAAUGAGGGUGAAAGAAGAGAGUGCAAAAUAUGGUCUGAAGCUCAACAUCAAAAAAACGAAGAUCGUGGCCACUGGUCCCAUCACCUCCUGGCAAAUAGAAGGGGAAUAAAUGGAAGCAGUGAGAGAUUUUACUUUCUUGGGUUCCAUGAUCACUGCAGAUGGUGACAGUAGUGACGAAAUUAAAAGACGCCUGCUUCUUGAGAGAAAAGCAGUGACAAACAUAGACAGCAUCUUAAAAAGCAGAGACAUCACCUUGCCGACAAAGGUCCAUAUAGUUAAAGCUGUGGUUUUCCCAGUAGUGAUGUAUGGAAGUGAGAACUGGACCAUAAGGAAGGCUGAUUGCCGAAGAAUUGAUGCUUUUGAAUUCUGGUGCUGGAGUAGACUCUUGAGAGUCCCAUGGACUGCAAAAAGAUCAAACCUAUCCAUUCCGAAGGAAAUCAGAAGGGGGUGACAGAGGACAAGAUGGUUGGACAGUGUUCUCGAAGCUACCACCAUGAGUUUCACCAAACUGCGGGAGGCAGUGGAAGACAGGAGUGCCUGGCGUGCUCUGGUCCAUGAGGUCACAAAGAGUCGGACACCACUAAAUGACUAAAUAACAACAAAUGGGGUCCAGUAUAUUCUAAAUAUAUUUUGUUGUUGUAUGAGCCUCAAUCUAAGGUCCAGAGACACCCUUGUUAUAGCACUUUAAACAGUUUCUCACUCUAUGGUCAAAAUUGAGAUCUCUAAUUCUUUAUUCCAUUCUUCCCUCAGUUUAUCAAAUUGGUUUGCUAGUAACAAAGAUUUAUAUAUGUUAAUGGCCAGUUUUUUUGUUGCGUAAGAAUUAAUCAGCUGCUUCAAUAUCUCUGGGGUCUCUGAGACUGUAAAAGCUAUUGGUCUGUAGAUGGUGGUUAGCAAAUGUUUUAUCUGGAGAUACUGCCAUUGACCAUUUGUAGGUAAUCUGUAUUUGUCUCUUAAGACGGAAUAAGUAUAAAAUUCAUCCUCUUUGUUUAUCAGCUGGUCUAAUGUUAAGACACCCAAAUUCAUUGAAUUUAUUUAUAUGUUGCUUUUCCACAAUAAGCUGUGCCCUAAGCAGUUUACAGCAAACAUUCAAAACAUUGAAAUACAAAGCAUUAGAAAGGCAAAUAUAUAAAAUACACAACAUGUAAGUAAAUUUAAAAAUGACAAAAGCCAACAAUUUGGCAAACACAGAAUAAAUUCAGUAUUACCCCCACCCCCCCAACUAAUCUAGGUUUUCGUAGAUAAAUACAAACUAAAACAAGAGUUAACCAACAACAGAGUUUCUGGUAUGGGUCUCCAAGGAGCCUGGUUUUAAUACAGUUCAGAAUGGAGGAGGAGAUUACAUACAACUGGCUCCUAUAUCGUUACUCCAGAGAAGGCUGAUAGGAGCAAAAAGCAUAUAUUAGUUGCAAGUACCAACUGCGUGUACUUAUUGCAAUUGAGAGGUAUUGCCUUUUGGUGGAGCUGUUUUGGUCUGUUUCCUUUGUCUAGGCGUGUAAGCAUUUUGCCUGUUUUGGAUGGGGGGGGUGGGAUCUGAGCACUGAUUAGUUUUCUUCUCUGAUAUGGCUAUUUUGCGGUGCUGAUGACUUUAAAAAAAAUAAAAAUAAAAAAUGCUUUUCAAGUGUGCCCCUGGACUCCCAAAGGUUUGUGGCUCCUAUACCAUUGCCAUGCUUGAUUUCUUAAAAUAUCUUGCACUUAAGCUUAGUAAUUUUACCGUGGUGGGUGAAUUAAACUGUUAAAGCAACACACAGUAAAUAGAUGGUAACAGAACAAGCAUUGCAGCAAUUUACAAUAAAUAAAACAUAGCACUGCUAUUUCUGGAUCACAAUUCCCUGUAAUUGUGGAAGUGUCUCCCCUAAGCAAAGCUCUUUAUGUUUUAGGGAAUUAUUAUCAUGUGCUCAGCUCAGGCCAUCUAGAAUGUUGAGUACUGAUUAUGGACUAUUACAGCUCUUUGAAAUUUUAUUAAAAUAAUAAGCUCAUUGCCAGCUAAAGGUAUGUAAUUAUAUACUUGAAAAUAACUAUCAUUUAGGCUCUGCAGUAAAAAGCACCAUGUAGCCUCUAUAAAUUCCCACUUGUGCUGUUCAAAAAUGACCCCCUUCUCAAUUAUUCUGAUAAAACUCAUGCAGACUAGGAGUUAACUUUGGAUUGUAGGGCUGUAUCUAGUGGAGAAGCAUUUAUUCAAUUGAAGGCACCAUUAUAGUCAGUAUCUGCUAAAUAAUGUAGACAUGCUGACCCUUCGAGCUUUGGGUUUUCCCUUUUAAAGAGAGGGAUUGAUUUAUGCAGUUUGUAACUGGUGAGUGUAGCAUUUAGGAAGAAAGCAUGAAUUUGGCUAGUUUGUUCAAAUCAAUAUCUCAAAUCCAGCUUUUCUGUUUAUUUAUUUAUUUUGCUUUUUUGGUACCCAGACCCACACAUACCCCUUGCCUGUCCUCACCUGCCACACCUCUUGUCCCUAGUUUUUCACCAGCCAUACACUGAGUCCUUUCUUCAGUUAUAUACUUCUUUCACUCACUGUUCCCUCAGGUCCGAACUUACCAGCUCUGUAGUUGCUCCACUAACAUGGUUACACCCCACCCCCAAAUACAAUUAAAUCACAGGGACUGUAGCUUACCCAUCACAGAGCUACAAUUCCCAGCAUGUUUAACAAACUAUAGUUUCCUGGAUUCUUUCAAGGGAAGACACGUGCUUUAAAUGUAUGGUGUGUUUGCAGCCUAAGGCUCUAGACUGGGUUUGCCCAACAUGAUGCCCAGGAUCAAUCAGAAGGGGGGGGGGGCGAGGAGGGCCAUUUAAGCUCAAAUGCAUGGGUGUAGCCAAGGGGGGGACAGCUCCCCCCCAAAAUUAAAUAAAACAAUAGAAUUUCUUAACUAACCAAUCACAUCAGUUCCACUCCCCUAACAAAAGUCCUGCCCCCCCCCAACAAAAAUCCUGGCUACAUACUUGUUUUUAAGCACAUGGCAUCAAAUUGUGAAACACUCUAACAGCUUGGAGCUGCAGAUUCAAGCGAGCAAGAGAUGUGAUUUGGUAAAAGACAGUAUGUUUUUUGGUAACAGAUGCAUAUUUUGUCAUUCGCUCAAUGUUAAAAGUGAAUGGCACCAAGAUUUUUCCUCAAUAAUUAGUGCAUUUGCGCAUAAAACGGCUAGAAAAGCAUUUGUUAAAUUAGGCAUUUAUUAAACCCUCUGCUAAAAAACCCACUUGACAUCUCUGCUUAUUUGCCUGAUCUGGAGGCUGUGGAUUUCGCUGAUGUUGCUUAAAGGGGGGUCCAGGCAUAAAAGAGGAAAGGAUGAGGGACAGCCUUCCUAAGUUUGUCUAUUUUUCUUAUUGUGCCUGCACUUUCCUAGGAUAGGGCCCACAAAGGGGAGCUAUUAUUUCUUAUGUAACUUUAUUAUGCUAUUGGACAAAAGGGUCUUUUGUGGCUGUAUAUUAACAUAUUGGAAUAAAUAAUACUGUAUAUUUGGACCUAAUGGUGUGGAUAUUGGGAGACCUGCUUAGAUCUAGUGUUUCACCCAUCUACCUGUGUGGGAGUACCCACGUGGUGCCACAUUUCUUGGAUACAGGGCAAAUAUUGGCCCACCUAGAAAUCUCUAGUAAAAGAUGACAGCCCACCCAUGACACCGAAACAUAGGAAUUGUGGCAGCAUUUAUUUGUCUCUCUGUGUGCAAAGUUUAGCAGUGCUUUUUUUUCCUAGAAAAAAAGGUGUCAGGACUCACUGUCCAAAAAUGGCCAGAGGAGGGACAGCCAAGUGGACAAAAGGGAGAAGCACUCUGCACAUGCUCAUGGAAGGAGGCAGCAGGGCUGCUCCCCAAAGCAGGGCAGGAGGCACUGAUGCUCUGGUUGGAGAGGGUUGGAGAGCCCUGCCCUCCCUCAGUGGGAGAGGAAGGUACUGUGGUACUGCAGAGGGAGGCAAGCAGAGCAGGGAAGCCUUGGGCAAAAAUGAGGUUCGUACCCCCUCAAAAAAAGCACUGAAGUUUAGUAUUAUUAUUUUAUUUUAUAAUGUAUGUAAAACAGAGAGAACAAUUAACAGCAGAUAAAAAUGAAAAGAUGAAAAACAAAACUAUAAAAUAGGCACAAAGAAUGAGUAUGUGCACGAGUUAAAAAAGCAAAGUCCAAUUAAAUACUAUAAAUGCUAUCAGAUUGUCAAAGAUAGUUCCAGAUUUGCCAGGCUUGUGAUUGGGAUUGUCAUGAAAAUGAUGGUUCCAUUGUUUAUGUCAUUAAAAAUUGCCAACUCAAAUAAAAAGUGUCUGGAGGUUCUAGACCUUGCCAAAAUCUCAAAUUGUGUGUGAUUUUCUCCAUUAUCACAGUACUUUUCCAUGUUUAGGGUUUUUUAUCUUUAAAAUAAGGUUAAAAAUCUGGGGGCGUCUUAUAAAUGGAUAGUGCAUAUGGCCAUUUUCUAAACUUGGAGUCCUCAAAAGUAGGGGGAGUCUUAUACAUGGGGGCAUCUUAUACACGGAAAUAUAUGGCAAUUCCAGACUGAGUGGUACCAAGUAUACAGUGUAAGAUUGUGAGCCAUUUCCCACUGAGUUGCAAUUACUAGUCAUGCAGCCAAGAUCAUACUGUAUAUAAAACCAAGUCUUUUGGUAAUAUAUUUACAUUAAAUUAUAAAAAAUAUUCAGCAACAGUAAUUUUGGACUGCAGACAGAAGUUUCUUUAGUAAUAUUUAUCAUUUCUCUCCAAAUUAAAUUCCAAAAAUCUUGCACCAACUGACACUCCCACCAUAAAUGAUUGUAAGUACCAAGUUCAUAGCAGUCCUUCCCAUGAUUAGGUGAUAUAGAAGAAAACAUUUUUGACAUUUGCAAAGGAGUGUGAUACCACCUGUGUAAUACAUUUAAGGGGCUUUCCCUAAGAGAACUGGAAAAAGAUUUUAAGGGUUGCGAUUCCCAAAUCUGAUUCCAAUCCUUGGGAAGAAUGUGUGUGCCAGCAUCUAGUUCCCAUAUAUUUUUUAAGGGGUUCCAUACAUCCCUAUGUUACGUUAAGCAAUUUAGUGUACAAUUUACAAACUAAUCCUUUUCCUCCUCUAGCAUUUGUACUUAAUUAAUUUUCAGAAUGUGUUAAGGGUCUCAAGAGCUCAUUUUUUUUACAUAUUCUUUUAUAAUUAAACUAUGACUUUUAUUAAAAUAAAUACAGUUUGUGUUAAGAUUAGAUAAAAUUCAUUCAAUCAAUCAAUCUCCUUUAUUGGCAUAGAAAAAGUGCAUCGUAUACAUGGAUCAGAACACAACACAGUUAACGAAACAUAGUAGGAAAUACUUUAGGAUAAAACUGUCCAAAAAGGAAAAAAGGAAAAUGGUUGUUUUAAUUUUCUGUUUUUCUACUCUAUUUUUAUGCUGUGAACUGCCCUGAGAUCUACGGAUGAAGUGUGAUAUACAAAAUUAAUAAAAUAUAAAAAUGUAACUCAUCAUCCACAGCCAUUCCCAAUGCUUGCUAGGAUGGGAGGAUUCCAUUGUUGAAUUAGCUAGGCAAGUUACGAUCCAAGUAUGGUCGUUAGUAUAACAAAGGACACUUCUUUUCCUCCUUCUGGUUUAUGUUUUUAUUUAGAUUCCUUUUUUUUCUUUGAUGAAAAGAUAUUGGAUAUCUGAUAUUAAUCUUUGUAUAUUUUCUUUCUAACCUUAAUAAACUUUAUUGGGAAAAGCGUAACAAAGAACAUUGUAAUGUUGGACACCCUUCCUCACCUGGCUAGUAGUAAGAAAGACAAAAGCCAGAGUGUGUGUGAGCUAGGCUGGAAGCAAGCAGAAGCCAGAGAAUGAGAGCCAUCCUUGAUUGCUUCUGGAAUCCAAAGCUGUGACUUUGGGAGAAGCAAGUCCUUCCAGGGGGUGGAUGUUGUGAGCCCCUCCAUCGUAGGCUCAGGUUGUACAUAUGUGUAAGUAAACCAUAUAUCUUAAAGACAACAUAGUCUCUGCUGUCCCUUAUUCCAAGGAAAACAAACCCGUGGUACGUGCCUGGAACUGCAACAAUAUUUUAGCAUUUCAAACAUCUCCCAUGCUGAAUAGCAGUGACUUCAGCACCUGCACUGAAUGAAGAGCUCAAGAUUUAUACUCAGUAGGGGCAGCUCCAGGGGAUGGCAGUUGCUGUAUCUCACCUUCUCCCAAUGCAUAUGUUACUUAUGAAAAUGCUUUGAGACCAUAAUGGUUCAGGAAAUAUAGACUUUUAUAUUUUAUAUUACAGAAGGAAUGUGUUUUGUUUAUGGCUAGCUUGGCUUCCUUAUUGCUUUUUAACUAUGAAGUCCUGUGCUGCUUAGAAGCAUGCAUGCUCUUUCUCUUCACAGAAGGGACACAGCAAGCCCAGUCAGCUAUUCUGGGAAUCCGAUCCUUAUCCACAGGGUUUAGGAUCCAGCAGAUCACAAGUCUCAGCUCUUGUUCCCAAAUGCCCUCUUUGGUUUUUUUUUUUUGCUGGUUAGUGCUGAUGAUAGCUUAGUGCUUGUUUGGGUAAAGCUAGGACCUCCACUGAAGAGAGCCUCUCCAACAAUCAGCAUUUAGGUGGAUAGAUUAGAAUUGCAGCCUGAAAAAGACAACAUUGAAAUAAGAUAAUAGUAAAGGCACAAGCAUUUAAACAUGAGUAGAACACAACUAUCAAAAUUAAUAGCACUUCAGUAACUUAUGUGAGGGUUAUGUUCCAAGGAUCAUGCCUAAAGUCAAAACCCAUUGAGUUGUAGAGUCAAGAUGCUGAUGAAAUUCUAAUGAAUAUAUUUUCUUUUUAAAAAAAUAAAUAAAUAGCGAAUUGCUGCAGAAAUGUGGAGAGCUAACAAAACUGCAAUCAAUAGACCUGCCCGUCGCUACCUCGGAAUCAGGCUACAAACCAAAACCCAUAUAUGAAGGUAAGUUCCAUUGAAUUCAACAGGAUUUACUCAGAGUAGAUAUGGCUUAAGUUUGCUGCUGUAGACACAGUACCAUGAGAAAAUAUUUCAAAUUUUGCCUAGGAUGGCAGUCUUAAUCUUAUUAGCUGCUUUGGGAACAGCAUUUGGGGUUGAAGGUGUGGGAUACAAAUCUGAGAAAUGCGAUAGUGUGGUUACUUCUGAGUAGACACUGAUAAAACUAUCAGAGCUGGCCCAUCCAUGAAGCAAAGUGAGGCAACUGCCUCAGGAGGCAGGAUCCACAGAGGCAACAGAUCCUGGGGUAGAUCUCUAUUCCCCCUUGUUCCUGGUAUAGAUCUAAACUCACCCCUUCUUCCUUGGAAGGGAGCCAUUCUGUGGUUCGCCUCAGGCGUCAAAAUUUCUUAGGUCCGGCCCUGGAGGCUGUGCUGUUAAUUAGCCAUUAUGAAGUGUAGAGAAGUUACCACAACUUGAUGUCGCUGUCAACAGCAGCAGUGUUCCAGAUCUGCUACUCUUGAGAGUACCAGUGCCUGUCUUUAAAUCUGAUUUAUUUAUUCACCAAAAAACAGCUUUUAAAGCCAUGGUUGGAAAGUGCCUCACAACUAUUGCAAACUAUGUUACAGCAACUUUUGUCACAUUUUAGAUCGUUUUGAGAUGUAAUGGCAAUUCGGAAUUUUGUAGUUCAUUUCAGUUAUGUGUGUAUAAUGAAAAAGUGAGGUCUUUUUAGCAAGCAAAACCUAACAGGCCGGUGUUUGCUGUUCUAUGCUUGUGGUGACUUCAAAUCUUGACCAGGGAAGCAGGAAUCACUAUUCUCUGCGUUUUGUCCCCUCAGGUGUUGUGUUUGUCUGAACGCUUGACACGCGGGCAGCGCCGCCUACUACCUCAGCUCCCGCCCGCUCCCGUUUUCCAGGUCUUUCUCCCGUCAGACAGAAUCCCGGUGAAUAUCUCUUCAAUCCCAAACGCCGCCGUUCCCCGAACCGGUCAGCCCUCCCUCCGUCCCUUGGCCAAGCUGGUUCAUCAAGAGACUCGCCACGGACGCUCCUCCUCUCCGUUAUCCCCCAUACACGGCCGCCCUCCACUCUCCCGCCUUCCAAGCGGGGGCUGUUCCUUAGAUCAGGCUCUACCCCCCCGGGGGGGAGAUUGAGAGGCGGGGGCACAGAGACUGUCCCGGCCAGCGCUGAUCUCGAGCUCCGAUUGGCCGCUGUCUACGCUGACGUCACGAUCAUGAUGAGAAUUAAUGAUCGGAGGCGCUGAUUUCAUUGUGUGACGCCGGGACCGACCCAGCCGAAACCGGCUGAAUUCGGAGCCCUGGGCCCCCCCGGACCAGCCCCGCCUGCCCCACAGAGCACGGUGGGUUCGGCGGCAGGGGAUCGGGCGCAGGGAGGGGGGGAGGGGCGCGAUCGGCGCGCGGACCCUGAGGGGGGGGGCCGAGUGAGGAAGAUCGUGGGGAGGGGGAGAAGGGCGGCGGUGUGAGGACUUGACGGGCGGCCUCUUCGAUGGCCUGUGGGGGCUGCGAUCGAGGAAGACGCUGCCCCCUCCCCCGCGCUAUCACUUCUUGGCUGAAGGCUUUGAGGUGAGGGGGGAGGAGCCGGGGAAUCGAGAUCGAGGGAGGGAAGGAAAGGAAGGGGGGGGGACACAAAAAAACUCCCGAGCCUCGGCUUCAACCUGGAGCUCGCGGACCAUAACUCGGGGGCGCAUGCGCACCUGAGCAUUCGGUUGAUCUGCGGCAGGAGACGCCAGCGUGAUCAGCCCCCUUGCGCGAACUUGGAGGCGCUUACGCGCUGCGCGCGAGUAUAAAACGAGGCGCUUGUGCGCAUGCCCUUGGGCGGAGAGCGAGGCGGGGCUGAGAAGACGAAGUCGUGCCAGCGGUAGCCCAGGUUUUGGGAAAGCAGCGUCUUGGGCAGUGCUGUUUCUGCCACCAAAGGGCAGCACUGCUCAGCUUUUAGCACGCUGCUUGCUGUUGGGGUUUGCGGCGCACCUCGAGAAUGUCUCGGAUUUUUCAAUCCAAAAAGGGGCGCGGGAAACGCGCCUCGAAAAUUGAUCGGAUUUUAGAAACCAUAGCGCCCGACGGAGUUUUCGAUCCCAACAGCCCCAAUCCUCCAAUAUUUGAAAAUGUACGCAUGCGUAGUGGCAGGUUUAGUUGCUAAAACUACGAGUUACAGAAGUUGCACAAGGAGUAGGCAGAGAAGCAAAGUUUGUGCAAGUUGUAGGGAAAAGGAAUAGGCGUUUGUGCCUGCUUGGCUUGCCUAUGCGUCUGCCGUGUAAAAAGUCGAACCUGGUGGUGGUGUAUAAUUGGUGGUGGUGUGCCUCCUGUAACGCUAGUCUAACUUUUUUGUUGGUAAGAAUGCGAGUUUUCAUCUUCAUUAAUAUGUAUAUGUGUUUUGAAAAUUGCAACUUAUGGGGGAGAGUGCAGGACAAUAGUUGCAUUUGGCAGGUGUUGGCAAUGAAGAAAAGAAAAUGGGGAGUUGCUAAUGGUUUGUCUGUGAACACAGUCAAGUGUUCUUAUGUCAUGUGUGUCUUCAGCUUUUCCCAAAGUAAAUGUUCAUGAAGGCAAAUGUAAUGUACAGUGGUACCUCGGGUUAAGAACUGAAUUUGUUCUGGAGGUCCAUUCUUAACCUGAAACUGUUCUUAACCUGAAGCACCACUUUAGCAAAUGGGGCCUCCUGCUGCCGCCGUGCCGCUGCUGCACGAUUUCUUUUCUCAUCCUGAAGCAAAGUUCUUAACCCGAGGUACUAUUUCUGGGUUAGCAGAGUCUGUAACCUGAAGCGGCUGUAACCUGAAGCGGCUUUAACCCGAGGUACCACUGUAUUUGCUUCAUAAUGUGGUAUACAGUGGUACCUCGGGUUACAUACGCUUCAGGUUACAGACUCCGCUAACCCAGAAAUAGUACCUCAGGUUAAGAACUUUGCUUUAGGUUGAGAACAGAAAUCGUGCAGUGGCAGCGCAGCGGCAGCGGGAGACCCCAUUAGCUAAAGUGGUGCUUCAGGUUAAGAACAGUUUCAGGUUAAGAACGGACCUCCAGAACGAAUUAAGUACAUAACCAGAGGUACCACUGUAUAGUGAUCUUUGUGGUGGUGAGGUGGUAUUUUUGCAAAAAAGGUUAUCAGUUGUGAUAUUGAGACAGGUGCAUCUUAGGGCUGAUGAGAUAAAUGCCUAGGAAUCUUCUUCAUGCAGUGUCUAAGGGAGCAUAUUGUUGCUUGUCAGGAAAAAACAAAAUGUGCAUGGUGGUGUGGUAUGUUACGAGUAUCUACAUUUCAUUCACCAUCUGUGUUGGCUUUUGGUCUUCAGUGGCACCAGCAUAGCAGUAAUAGAAAGCACCCAGUUUUUUAAAUUAUUUAUUUAUCGUAUUUAUAGCUUACCUCUUUUUUUCCAGGAGAAAAAGCAAUUUGGUUCCAGAAAUUCAUUCAGAUAGUGCAUAUAAAAUAUAACUGAUAGAAGUCUACAGGACGCGGCAUUAUUGUGCGACAACAGUCCAAAUCCAGUGAUCUCCAGAUGGUGGAGAUGUUAGAUGUCUAGGCAUUUUCACUUGGUUGCAAGGGGUCGAAAGCCAGGAGCAAAAUGCCCCUGGCUAAUUUUGAAUACUGCUCACCACUCCUUUCAUCCUCACAACAACCCUGCGAAGUAGGUUGGUUAGGAUGACUGUCCCAAGGUCACCCAGUGAGCUUUAUUACUGAGUGGGGAUUUCAAUCCUGGUCUCCCUAGUCCAACAUUUAACCACCAGACUCUGUUUUUGUCCCAUGGAAAUUGCAAGUGGAUAUUCAGUUUCCCAGUUAAACCAGAACUUCAGAUAUGGAAGGACUUCUGUAUGGCCAUACCUGGUGUUAAGAUGUGAAGGUUAAGAAAAUCCCUCAGCACUGUUCAUGCAAGGUCAGGUAUUUUGUGUGAUCAUGCGUUUGGUAUUCCUAUUCUCAGUGCUGGAUAAGAAGUACCAGAGUUAGUGUGUUUGAUCAAACACAUAUAUCUGCUGUAACAUCACACAGUCUUUGUUGUUGUUGUUUAGUCGUUUAGUCGUGUCCGACUCUUUGUGACCCCAUGGACCAGAGCACGCCAGGCACUCCUGUCUUCCACUGCCUCCCACAGUUUGGUCAAACUCAUGUUGGUAGCUUCGAGAACACCGUCCAACCAUCUCGUCCUCUGUACUUGUCUUUACCCAUUUAUAAUGGCAUUAAGUUUUGUGCACCAGAUUUAAUCUUGUCAGGUGCAGUAAGUAGUAUCUGACAUUCAUAUCCAUAUAUCAUUUUGAUCAUAGGUGACUAACCUCCAGACACUGAAUUUCGACUCCCAAUAUUUAUUAGUAAAAAUAGCUACAUGUAGCAAUUUCAUUAAAAAUGCAAAUAUGUUGCACAACAAAUAUAAAAAUUCUAGAAACCAAAUCACAGAUCACUAACCAUAAGACUUCCCCUCCCUUUCUCUUUUAUUGUCUACAUAAGCCUAGUGAUAUAGAAAAAAAAAUCAGUAAACUGAUGGUGCCUACUGCAUUCUACAAGACUGGGCUGAUGACACUGAAAGCUUGUGUUGACAUCAGAUGAGUCUCACCUACUUGCAGUGCAACCAUAGACACUCUUGGCAGAUGAUUUCAGUGGUCAAGUUGCAAUUAAUAUAAGAGCCACAAACCUGGUAGCAGGUGGCAAGCAGUGCAGAUGUUUUCAUGAUGUCAUCUAUUGUCAGCUAUCUACCUUCAUCAACAUUCCAGCUGCCACAUUCUGUACCAGCUAGAGCUUUUGGACCAAACCCAAGGGUAGCCCCACAUAGAACGCAAUGUAGUAAUCCAGCCUGUGGGUUAACCAUGCCUCUGGCUUAGCCAUUCUGACUUGUGCUGAUGAGAACUGUUGAGUCCAAUAACACCUUGAGGUCCAUAGGUCAGUCACCCCUUGAUUCUAAGCUGUGUGCAUUUAAAGAAAAUGAUGGUCUCUAAAGAAUCCUGGGGACUAUAGUGUUUGAAUGGUGCUAGGUGUUCUAGUUGUGAGUGGUAAACUACAGUUCCCAGGAUUAUUUGGUCAUGCACUUUAAAUGUGUGUUGCGUUUUUAGGUGAUUUAAGCAACCAGCUUUUCUGAAAAAGAAAAGCACACACUAAUCUGAGGAUCUGCAACAUGCACAUCUUUGCAAAUGACAAUGGUCCUUUUUCAGCAAUAGUAGCCAUACAAAUAGCUAUUGCUGAUAUCCUUCUUUGAGCCUCAGAAUAAUUUGUGGACUAGCAUCCACUGAUGAAUUAUAUCUUGCAUCACAUAUUAGAGAGAUAAGCCAACUAGCAUUCUUCUGGGGUCUUUAUCAGCAAGGUGGUAUUUUUUUGCUAUUGAUUUUUCCCUGCAUUACUUUGUUCUCUGGCUGUAGUUGGAAGUCUCUUUAAUGAGUGUCCACUUCAUAUGCAGUUAUUGACUUUUCAUUCAAAACUAGUACAUUUCUCUAUGGGGAAAAAAUGGAGCCAACAAGUACUUCCAAUGUCCAGGUUGAUGGUACCAAUGGAUUGAUAAAGGCUUCUAAAAAGGAACUUGCCAUUCUUUUGGGCUUACAAGUAUAGGUUUUGCUAACCCAUUAAUUGAUAGAAAAUGUACACGUUACCAUGGAGGUAGCUACGAAGAUGGCAGCAACCACUGCUCAAAGUUACGUGAGCUGUAGGCCUAAAUACCAUUGAAACAAAUGAGAUUUACUCUGGUGCAUAUUUGAUUAGACUUUGUUUGCUGGUCCCUCUGCCUUUUCCAAGUCAACUGUUUUGGAGCUAUGUCUAACCUUGUUAUGAAACGUGUAGCACAAUUGCUUUUAACUCAUUUCUAUAGCCAACAUUACUCUUGCUAUCAGGUUAAAUCUAAGCUGUUGUGUAUGUUGUUAAAUCUAACAUAUAAUGAAGUAUUGUCUCAAGUUAGAAUGCUGUGUCCAUUUAUUUGGAAAUCAACCUUGUUGAAGGCCUUUAGUUCAGUGGUAGAGCACAGGAUUCAUCUGCAAGAGGUCCAAGGUUCAAUCCCUGGCACCUGCAUUUAAAAGGACCAGGUUGGACAGGUGUGGGGAACAUUUGGUCCUACACAUGUUGCUGAACGACUCCACCCAUCUGACCAAUCACCAGAGAUGAUGGGAGGAGUUGUUCAGUAGCAUCUGGAAGGACAGAGGUUCCCCAGACCUGAAGUAGGAGGUGGUAAGAAACAUCUCUGCCCAAAACUUUGGAGAGUUGUUGCAAGACAGAGUACACAAUGCUAGGGAUGAUAGAAUCCUGCUUCCUAUAUUUCUGUUUAGGAAAGUGAGUAGACCUGUUAAGAACGCUUUAGUUUUAGAUCUAUGCUUACUACGGGCUAGGAGCUGUUAUAGUGUGUGUGAGGAUACAGUUUAUGGUUAAAUAUGUGGCAGUUUUUCCUCUUUGGUAUUUAAUUUUAAUUUUUAAUUUUUUUGCAUUUGAGCCACAUAUAAAUGGUUUGUGAGAAAUAAUAAUUCACCUAGCAAUCAUUUUUAAAAAAAUAUUUAUUAAAUUUUCCAUUUUAAUAAUCCAAUAAAAACACAUUAAAACAUUCCAAAUUACAAUACAAUAAAAAAGCCAAAUAUAAAUGCCAAAUUAUGUAUCUUUGGGUGUCUUCCCAUGCUCUGAAUUUCACGAAAUGCUGAUCAUCUAAAUAUCACAUAGCAUUUCUUAGUUAGUCAAUAAACCAUUCCGAUGUUAAUCCUUCAUUUAAUUUUCAUUUAUUUUUGCAACCACUGGUCUGUUCAACUUUUGCCUUCGUAAUUCUGGAUGAAAUAUUUUCCCUGUUGUUAUCCACACUUCAGCAAUUUCAGUUUCAGUUUCUGCUCACAGGAGCCAUAAUAUUCCACAUCCCAAACCCUGGGCAGAAAUCUGAAAUUCCCCUCUGUAAUCUCGCUCCAUCUCCCAACAUGCUGGUACCUCUGCAGAAACACAUUAACUCCAGUCCGGAAUUCUUUCCAUCUUCCACUGAGGGUAGCUGCCAGAAUCUUCACCCAGUCAGUAUUACAGUGGAACCUCGGGUUGCGAAAGUGAUCUGUGUGGGAGGCACAUUCGCAACCCGCAGCACCGCGUCCACGCACGUGUGGAUCACGAUUUGGCGCUUCUGCGCAUGCACGAGUGCCGAAACCCGGAAGUAACCCGUUCUGGUACUUCCGGGUUCGGCGCGGUGCGCAACCCGAAAUCAUAUAACCUGAAGUAUCUGUAACCCGAGGUACCACUGUAUAUUUAAACCACAACGGCAGCAAAAUGCUCUUUCAGGCCCGCUUGCGUAUUUCAAACAGUUGCCCUUCGGGGGAGGUUUACCAGGUAAAACUACAAGUACAAAUUGAGUAGUCCCCCUGGGGCUAUACAAUUAAUCCAUCAGUUAAUUCAACAAGCGGGUUAGUCCUUUGUGAUGUUAUUCUUGCUCCUCAUCGACGCUACUUUCGUUUUCUGCUCACAGGGAUAAUUUUAACUGUGUCACAGUCCACCAUUAAUCCUGGGCAGAUAUCUAGAAUUCUCCUCUUUGGUCUCCUGCUAACGAGAUGGUGCCUCCCCACUAACUCAGUAACUCCAAUCAGGAAUUCCUUUCAUCUUUCCCUUAAUGGUCAUUGCCAGAAUCAUAGUCAAAAUUUCACAAAGUUUAUUUCGCAUGUAGCUUAGCGCCCACUCAUAUAUUUCAAACAGUUGUCCUUUAGUUACGACGAAAGUCUUUCUCCACAUCAAAUCCUUCUCAGUGGCUGGUUAAAUUAGCAAAUUAUUUUAUCUCUGCUAGUUCAGAGCAUGCCUGUUAAAUAAGUCUGAAUUUUUAUCUUAAGAAACUGGUGUCCUCUGCUCAUGGCGCCAGCUUUGAGGAGAUGCCAAGAUGUGCAGUGCAUUGCACCCAGCGCCCCCUGCAUUUCUUCAGGAUGGGCAGCAGGUAUCAGAUGAUCUGGGGGUGGCCUGCUCCUCCCAGCCCUGGUGGGGGGGCCUUUGGGAGGACAAUUACUCCCAUAUUAUCCUUGUCUGCACGAAAGGGCUGCACUGUUAUGGGCACAGCCAUUCACCAUGGCAGCCAAACAGGAAGUCCAAUAAUUCACCUAGCAAUCUUAUUUCCUAACACAUAGUAGCCUUCAUAUACUCCUAUGUUUGAAUAGAUUAGCACUAGUAGAGCAGAUGUGGUUGUUAAAGUAAAUGUUCCAUCCAUGGAGCAGAAGGUUUGGGCAAAAUUUCGUUUUUAGCUAAAUAUUCUUAUAUAUCAAUAUAUCACAAUGUCUGAAAUGGGAAUGGAACUAUGUAGAAUGGAACUAUGUAGAACGGAGCAAUGUCCUGGCAACUGCUAUUAAUUAGGAGUCUAAAACUGGUAAUUUUUUACUUACCUUUAACAUACUGUUACAGUAUAGAUAAUUUUUAAAUUAGCAUAUUUUCUCUAAAAUUAGAGGUGUAGAAGUACAGCAAGAAGCAGUUAGAAACUCAGGUAUCUUUCAUACAAGAUACUCUUUCUAUUUGAGUAUCCAUUUUAGACACUCUAUUUUUUUUAAAAUGAUAUUUAUUAAGAGUUUAAAAAUUACAGAAAAAAGAAAAAAAUAACAAUAAAAAAGAAAGAACAAUAACAAAACAUAUAAAACAUAUAAAAGCAAUACAGCAAUACAGCAAAAAAGAAAAACAAAGAAGAAACUAAAACAAACAUCCAAUAUUCCAUAUCUUUACCUUUCCUUUACUUGUUUCAUCGACCUCCUCACACCUCCCUUUUUUUGUAUUCUAGUUCCAUUCACUAUUUCAGCAAGUUCUUCCCAUCUUUCUCAAUUUUUGUUCUAUAAUUUAUCUUAACGGUCUAACCUUGAAUUUUUUCAUUUUAACCCAUUAUCAAUCAGCUUUUACUUAAUUCUUUGUUGCGUUUCUACUAAAACCAUGUAACUUCAUUCCAGCAUCCUUCUAACACCAUUUUAGACACUCUAUACAGGGCCCAGAACAGACUCUUCCUGCAGGAACUUCGCAUGACUUAAUCUGCUUUUCUUGAGCUGGAUGAUAUACAUUAAUUUCAACAACCUUAAUAUGCUCCAUGCUUUUUCAGAGCCAUUAUUUUUACUGUUUGGGUAACUCAUUCUUGCAUUUAUAUGACCAUAAAAUGUGAUCUGUAUAUCAGUUCUACUUGUCCUGUAAGUUGUUAUACAGUGGUACCUCUGGUUGCGAAUGGGAUCCGUUCCAGAGGCCCGUUUGCAACAUGAAAAGAGUGCAACCCGCAGUGGCGCGUCUGCACACGGGUUGCGAUUCGCCACUUCUGCACAUGCUCAUGACGUCAUUUUGCGCUUCUGUGCAUGAGCAAGUGGCGAAACCCGGAAGUAACCUUUUCUGGUACUUCCAGGUUGCCGUGGGACGUAACCUGAAAUAAAGUAACAUGAAGCGGACGUAACAUGAGGUAUGACUGUACAGGCUUUGUAAUAUAUGCAGCACUUUAGUAGAAACUUUGGGUUUAGCUUUUUCUAUGUUUGCUUAAAUUUGCACAAAAAUAAUAGUUUCUGGGGAACCUCUUGUAGUUUUUCCUGCACUUUGUUAGAUUUAUGUGGGAUUCCCAAGCAGUCACCCAUCCAGAUACUGUGCAGAACCAGAACUGCCCGGCUUCAGAAAUGGCAAGUUUUUAGUCACUUUCAGGUGUUGGAAAGGGAAAUCAAGAUACCUCCACAGUGAUACUUUAUAACUAGGCAAGUCCAUGUGACUGAAGAGAAGGCUGAAACAUUUGAGAAGGGUCCUUAUGCUUUUGUUCCUGGGCUCUGAGGGCAACAUUUUUUGCCCUUCCACAUACAUAGAUGUGUAUAGAAGGACUGUAGCUCAGUGAUAAAGCACCUGCUCUUCAUGCAAAAUGUCCCAGGUUCAAUCCCUGGCAUCUCCAGGUAGAUCUAGAAAAGCACCCAGGUUCAAUCCCUGGCAUCUCCAGGUAGAUCUAGAAAAGCACCCGCUGUCCAGAGUUGUUCCUGGUGUAGCAUAAUGUGGCUUUGUACAUUCUCAUAUACUUACAAGUUCAAUGAUAGCAAGCCAGCUAUAUCAUAUCAGAUAAGCUGUGGCUCUUUCAUUGAAGUAUAUUACAGAGAUCCCUUGCUGCAAUGUCUGCAAGAUGGAACAAAUCUCCCCCCUGUUCCCAGUCUGUGCAAUCAAGUAUGCCUCAGAUUGCAAGCAAUUUCUUUUUUCCAAUAGAACUCAGUGGAAACUAUUAAGAACCAAGACCGCCUCAGCUUCAUAGCCUUGUUUGGUGUCCCACUUCUUGGACAUUCUUGAAUGUGGCUGAGAGACAGAAUCCAUUCCUGAAUGCCUACAAACAUGAUUCUAUCAACAACCCUCCUAGUUAUUUUAAAAAUGUGGCAGUUCUCUUAUUCUUGUAUGUAUUAAUAUUUUUGUAUGAUUAAGAAAACUGAUAGCAGAUAAACCAGAAUAUAAUAGAGCUCAGUCCACUGUAGUUUUCUAUUUGCUUGGAUAAGUGAGCACCUGCUUUAAAAAACAAUAAUAAUCUGCAAGUCUUAAAUUAUUCCAAUUUUCAUAGUAUCUUCUUUUAUUUUUAGAUGAAUCUGCGUUCUGUAUUUACUGCAGAACAACAAAGGAUAUUGCAGCGUUAUUAUGAAAAUGGAAUGACAAAUCAGAGUAAAAAUUGCUUUCAGCUCAUAUUACAGUGUGCACAAGAAACUAAGCUGGACUUCAGUGUAGUCAGGGUAAGUACUCAGGUCUUCCAUGCUAAAAUUUGCAUAACAGUUUAUCAAAUGCACUUGUUUUGCUUCUUUAUCUGCAGGGGACAUGGAGCUAUUAAGAAACCAAAAAGCUCCUUUCCCCAAUAUAACUUGUGCUUUGUCCCCCCCGCCCCCAUGACAGCUCGUUAUAGUCUUGCCUGUUGUUUGAGAUAGUGCUAUGAAGUGCUUUCAUCUUGUCCAAACAACUUAAGUCUCUUUAGCAUCUGAAGUUAGGGCUUUUGUUGAAAUUCUGGCUUUUGUAGAUGUUUGAAAAUUUUCUUUCAUCUUUUUAACUUGGAUGUUUGAUUAUUAUUAUUUCAAACAAGAUUGUGUGAAGUAUGUAAGGGACACUUCACACAUUACAUUGGGGUGCAGUUACAUUGAUGCUUUGUAGAUUUAUGCCUACAAAUUAAGUGUAACAAAUAUGCCUUUGUAAGCACCUGUAUCAUACAGCUAUGCUUGUCAGGAGAUCAUUAUUGGCUACAGUUCCCUGUUGAGUGUAUGCUUGGUGGCUUUGCCUCCUCCUUAUGGGUGCCUUGGUAGAAAGAUGGUAUAUAAAUGCAGUAAAUAAAAGAAAUAAAGGCUCUGAAACAGUGUGAAAUGAAUCUGAAACAGUAGUUUAAUUGCAUUAGUUCGCACUACAUUAGUAAAAUGUUGUGGUUUAAUUUAGUUUCUGCUAAAACGAGUGGGUGGGCAAUUAAGUUCAUUCUAUGGUAAGACUACCCCCCCCCCCCUUUCUCAACUGAUGAGGAAGACGCUGGGGAUAUUUUAGCCAUUUUAUGAAAUUCUUGAUCUGAUUUGGAUAUUAGGAAGAUUCCUGGUAUAUGUGUUGUGGCUCUUACAAUUUGUGAUAAUCUUCUUUAAGAAUUUCUUUUGAGUUGACCUCACUUGUUCUUAUGAGUGGCGGGGUAAAUGCUAAGUCCUUGUAGUUCUAGGUGAGGACAGUACCAGGAAAGUACCAGCUGCCUUGGAAUAUUUUUUUCAGCCAUGUACAUUGCAGUGCUUUGUUCAGGGGCCUUGCUUGGAACUAUUAUGUAUCUAUUAUGCUGAAGAAAUGAUAGAAUAUACUCUGAUAGCAGGACCAGCAUGUUCUUCAGGCCCCAACUGUUCAAUAGCAAAAGUUCGAUUUUCAGAAAUGGGUAGAUGGAGAUCUUUGCAGCAUGGUUGUAAACAUUAGGAGGUGGUGAUGUGUGCACAUCAAGCUGCUAUUAAAGGUACAGUCACAGAGGACAGUUCAAAGGUUUACUUCUCAGUGUCCAGAAAUAUUAGAGUUCAGUAUUGAUCCUUCCUCCUCCUUGGAGAAGGAAAAGAUAAAGAGACAGAAAGUUAUGGUGGAAAUGGCCUGGGUGGGGGGAGACGAAUCUUGCACUCUGGUGGCUUGUUUAUGGGCAAGGGCAUGUGGUAUAUAAGCAACAGCUGGAAAAUUGCAAGUGGUAGUUAAUAGUAAAGGUAGAAGUCACUCAUGUGUCUCAUUCAUUCACUUCUUUAGUGUUUGUACUGUGAUACUCUGGACUGAAUGAAAUGAAUUUGAGUUGGAUCCUUUGCUGAUGAACUCUUUUGUGUUUGCAGACCUGGGUUGGCAACAAAAGAAGGAAGAUGAGCAGCAAGAAUGUUGUGGAUUCUGGAGGCACCCCAUCAGGGACUGUUGCCAGCACAUUGAACAUACCUACAAUGACGAAUGUCCGAAGCCUAGCCAACCUUGCUUCCCCCCAAACCCAACAGGCAUCUUGGACGUCCUCCAACAACGAUGUCAUGGUAACCGGUGUAUACACCCCAGCCAGAUCUUCUCACAGGCUGGUGUCCACUAAGCAGUCCAGUGCAUCGGUGAGUGAUCUGCAUAAAAAUUCUCUUCCAAGGCCACAAACAAAAAGUGAACCUGAGUUUCAGCGGCAGCAGAUUGCAGUGGCGCAGCAAGCCCCCCACUGUAAAAAUGCUUCUCUGUUCCUGGGAGAAAAGACUAUUAUCCUGUCAAGGCAAACAAGUGUGCUAAAUUCAGCAAAUUCUAUUUAUGACCAUGCUAAGAAAAGCUAUGGUGGUUCUUCAGUUCAGACUGCAGAGUUGGUUUUACCUCAGAAGCCCAUGUUGUGCCACAGACCAAGCAAAGUGGAACAGAUGGGAUGUCAAAGGUUACCGAAACCAGAGCAUCCGAUCCUAGCCUCACAUGUGCCAUCUGGGCAAAGGGCCAGCAUUAGAGAUCCUUCCUGCAGCACACACAAUGUGGAAAUUCGAGAGGUUUUUUCCUUGGCUGUUACCGAUCAACCUCAGAGAAUCCUGGGAGGAAAUACUCAGAAGCCAUCGUCCUCUUCUUCUGCAGAUGGCAGUUAUUUGUCCAUUGCCAUGGAAACGGGGGAUGUCGACGAUGAGUAUGCUAGAGAGGAAGAAUUGGCAUCAAUGGGUGCCCAGAUACAGAAUAACCCCCGACUAAGGGGCACAUCCCUCAUGGUGGAGAACCCAGGCACAGGCCUACCAGGGUCGGGCAGAAGUGUUGGCUGCAGUUCACACUUGGUUAAUUCCAGGGACUUGCACAACAGUACCCUGUAUCAUAACAGAGACUACCACUUGCCUCCACGUACCUCCUUGCAUACUAUGUCCAGCACACUAUAUAGCAGUUCUUAUCCAUCAAGAGGUAAUCUGUCUUCUCAUUCUGCAGCUUCCAAUCAACGAAGGCUGUCUCAAAACCAAAAUAAUUACCAGGUAAUUGGAGUUCCUCCUACGUUUUAAUGCUUGUGCUUUGACAUCGUCUUCUGUUUUGUUGAUGUUGUUGUAAACCGGGAGUUCCAGCAAGUUCACUGUGCAGUGAAUUACAGCUGCUUUAUGCAUUUCUUGCCAAGGAAACACCUUGAAUCAUUAUGCAUUCUAUUCCAUGAUUUUGGACACCUUAUCCUCUGCACCAAUACAUGAAGCUGCAGAGUCUUGCUGUAUAGUGGAGCCAUAGGUGUGACAGCCAUAAGGUUCUUCUGCAUGUGCGAAUCACAUCUGCCUUUUGUUUCCUUUUCAUUGCUACUUUGGCCUAAAGCCUCUUUCCAUGAAUGGUAAAGGUAACUCCAGUGUGCCUUUGCUUGAGUCUGUCUCACCAUUCCUGCUCUCUUCAUUUGCCUUGAAAGAGGUAUCAUGCCUGGACUUUUCACACAUUCAGUGUUCAAAACUCCCAUUGUUCCAUGUGCAUUUUGUGACACAGAAUUUCAUUAGCACAAGCAGUUUCUGAGCUCUGGGUGCAGUACUGUGCUGAAGAUUUCAGACUUCAGAGUGGAACAAAAGGGGGAGCUUUUUCUGCCUCCCCACUUCCAGCUACUCUCUGAAGAAUAUUAGGGGGGUGGGCAGGGAAAGGACUAGACCAUGUGAAAAAUGAACAUAAUGUUUUAGCUGCAGUUCAUUCAUUUUCAGCUUUGUAUUCUUGUUAUUAAAAAGAUUGCCUAGACAUUCUGUUGUUGCACCCAUAACCUAGGGUUUCAUACCUCAAUUUCUAACACUGCUCAUAUUUACAGAGGCAGUGAAACAUGACAGUCUUAGCUUUUUUGCUUUGGCACUUGCUGCAGUUGCCUAAGCCACAAGGAUGCUGGUACCAGGCCUAGAGAGGUUCUGGUUAGACCUGCCCAGGAUUUGUGACCAGUUACGUUAACCUGAUCUCAGGAGGAGGAGGAGUUAUGCUAAGACCAGACCAUGUCAUUACUGAGGAGGCAGGUUUAGUAGUUGGUUGAAGACUAUCCCUGCCCCCGGGUCUGGUCUUGACCGGAAGGAUACUGAAAUUGACAAGGGAGACCCACAUGACCUUAAGGUGCUGCUUGCAAUGCCAAGUCAAUGAUUCACAAGAUGGCUGUCAUCCAUGACUUGAUCGUGGAUGGAGGACUUGAUCUGGCAUGUGUAACAGAGACUUGGUUGGAUGAAGCAGAUGGGCCUGUCCUUGCCACUGCUUGUCCACCGGGCAACCCAGGUCAGCGAUGGGGGUGAAGAUGCUCCUUCAGGAAUACCGUUGAUGGCCUUCCAGCUGAUGCCUUGGUGGCCCGCUGCAAUGUGGAGUUAACCAGGGCUAUUGACUGUCUGGCUCUGAAGCGCCCUCGCUGGUUGCAUUGAGCUCAGACAGCCCCGUGGUUUUCCCCAGAGCAGAGGGCGAUGAAAUAAUCGCUGAAACAGCUAGAGAGCCGGUGGCAGAAAACUCAUUCUGAAUCGGACCGGACACAGGUUAGAGCUCAGUGUUGAGCCUACCAAGUGGUAAUAGCGACAGCAAAGAGGAUAUUCUUCACCGCCUCUAUUGCAUCUGCAGAAAACAGCAGCAGAGACUCUUUUCAGGUGGUUCACAAUUAAACAGAACCACCUUUGCCAUCGGGGCCUGGUAAGGACCCCAAGAUCUCCUGCAAAUUUUUUUUUUGCAGAUAAAGUCGCUCAGAUUCGGAAAGAGGUAAACUCCACCUUGGGAGCAGGGCCAGGGCAGGAGAGUGCUAGAGUCCUGUCUAGUCAAGUUGCAUGGGAUCAAUUUCAAUCUGUUACCUCCAUGGAUGUGGACAGGCUGCUUGGACAAGUGAAACCGACCACCUGUCUCCUUGAUCCUUGCCCAUCCUGGCUCAUAAAAGCAAGCUGGGAAGGGCUGGGCAAUGGUCUCUGUGGGGUGGUGAAUGCUUCCCUCUGUGAGUGAGCCUUCCCAGACCUGCUGAAAGAAUUGGUUAUUAAAAUAUCUUUGGACCCAGCCAAUAUGGCCAACUAUCACCCAAUCUCAAAUCUUCUAUUCUUCAGCAAAGUGAUUGAGCGGGUGGUUGCUGAACAGCUCCAGGCAUGCCUGGAGAAUGCGGACCAUUUGGAUCCUUUCUAGCCAGGAUUCAGGCCACUUCAUGAAACUGAAUCUGCCUUGGUCACACUGGUUGAUGAUCUCCGGUAGGCUAGGGACAAAGGUGAAAGCUGUUUCCUGGUUCUGCUGGAUCUCUCAGCGGCUUUUGAUACCAUCAAUCACGACAUCCUUCUGAAUGUCUAGUGGGACUGGGGGCACUGGGGCACUGUUACACAGUGGUUCUGCUCCUUCCUCCUGGGCCGUGUCCAGAAAGUGGUGUUGGGGGAUGAGUGUUCAGACCCCUGAGCUCUCACUUGUGGGGUGCUUCAGGAUUCCGUCCUCUCCCUCAUGCUUUUUAACAUCUAUAUGAAGCCGCUGUGAGAGAUCAUCAGGGGGUUUGGGCUGGGUGUUCAUCAGUAUGCGGGUGAUACCCAGCUCUACCUCUUUCAAAUCAGAACCAGUGAAGGCGGUGAAGGUCCUGUGUGAGCACCCAGAGGUGGUUGGAGGAUGGAUGGCGGCUAACAGAUUGAGGCUGAAUCCUGACAAGACAGAAGUACUGUUUUGGGGGGACAAGAGGCAGGCAGGUGUGGAGGACUCCCUGGUCGUGAAUGGGAUAACUGUGCCCCUGAAGGACCAGGUACGCAGUCUGGAAGUCAUUUUGGACUCACAGCUGUCCAUGAAGGCACAGGUCAAUUCUGUGUCCAGGGCAGCUGUCUACCAGCUCCAUCUUGUACAAAGGCUGAGACCCUACCUGCCCGCACACUGUCUCACCAGAGUGGUACAUGCUCUAGUUAUCUCCUGCUUAGACUACAAGUGGUGCCUCGCAAGACGAAAUUAAUCCGUUCCGCGAGUGUCUUCGUCUAGCGGUUUUUUCGUCUUGCGAAGCAACCCUAUUAGCGGAUUAGUGCUAUUAGCGGUUUAGCGGCUAUUAAAGGCUUAUCGGCUUAGCGGAUUAGCUGCUAAAAGGCUAUUAGCGGCUUAGCGGCUUAGAAAAAGGGGGGGAAAGCGAAAAAAAAUCUCAAGACUCGCAAGACAUUUUCGUCUUGCGAAGCAAGCCCAUAGGGAAAUUCGUCCUGCGAAGCAACUCAAAAACAGAAAACCCUUUCGUCUAGCGGGUUUUCCGUCUUGCGAGGCAUUCGUCUUGCGGGGCACCACUGUACUGCAAUGUGCUCUACAUGGGGCUACCUUUGAAGGUGACUCAGAAACUACAAUUAAUCCAGAAUGUGGCAGCUAGACUUUUGACUGGGAGUGGCUGCCGAGACCAUAUAACUCGGGUCCUGAAAGACCUACAUUGGCUCCCAGUACAUUUCCGAGCCAAAUUCAAAGUGUUAGUGCUUUAAAGCCCUAAAUGGCCUCGGCCCAGUAUACCUGAAGGAGCAUCCCCACCCCCAUCGUCAGCCCAGACACUGAGGUCCAGAUCCAAGGGCCUUCUGGCGGUUCCCUCACUGUGAGAAGUGAGGUCAUAGGAAACCAGGCACAGGGCCUUCUUGGUAGUGGUGCCCGCCCUGUGAAAUGCCCUCCCAUCAUAUAUCAGAGAAAUAAACAACUACUGUAUCAGACUGUUAGAAGACAUCUGAAGGCAGCCCUGUUUAGGGAAGUUUUUUAUGUUUGAUGUUUUAUCAUGUUUUUAAUAUUAUGUUGGGAGCCAGAGUGGCUGGGGAAACACAGCCAGAUGGGCAGGGUAUAAAUAAAUUAUUAUUCUUAUUAUUUAUUUAUUUAGUAGUGAAUGGUAAAAUGACCCUUUUAUAGUGAAAGAGUGAAAUUCUAUGGCUAGAUUAGCAGUUCAAAAAAUAUUGUUUCCAAAUUUCUUUAUUAAUGUGGAGAGUAAAUUGUACAUGGAUUUGGCUCUAAAAAAGUUGGCUUUUAAAACAUACAUUUACCAUCCUAUUGCACUAUAUUUGGAGUGGAUGUGGAGAUACUUACCUCAUAUUAUGGGCGGAUAGUCACUUUUUAUUCUGCUACUGAUUCACCUUUUAAAUUCUGCUGCCAGAUAUCGAUACUACAUAGUUACCAACGCUUUUAACUACCGUAUUUUUCGCUCUAUAAGACGCACCUUUUCCCUUCUAAAAAGUAAGGGAAAAUGUGUGUGCGUCUUAUGGAGCGAAUGCAGGCUGCGCGGCUAAGCCCAAAGCCAGAACAGGGAGACGGAGCGCUGCACAGCGCUCCGUCUCGCUGUUGUAGCUUCUGGCUUAGCUGCGCAAAGCCUCCGCAUGGCAGCGGGAUGAAAGCACCCCGUUGCUCUGCAGAGGCUUCAAAGGCUGUCCCCGAAGCCAGAACAGCAAGAGGCAAUCCCAGAAGCCAGAUCCCUCUUGCUGUUCUGGCUUCUGGGGUUCAGAAUUUUUUUCUUCUUGUUUCCUCCCCCCCAGACUAGUUGCGCCUUAUCGUCCGGUGCGUCCUAUAGAGCGAAAAAUACGGUAUAUUCUGGUAAUGGCGGUAAUUUAGGUAUGGUACAAAACUAGCUAGAGACAUUUUAGAAUUAAAUAAAAGUAAUUAUUUAUUAUAAAGUAUAAAUGUGAAAUAAAUACUAUACAGUUCUUCCAAUUUGCUACUGUGUCUUUAAGACCUACUUAUAUUUGCUGUCAUAGGGUAUCUUUCAAUGACAGUUACAGAGGUUUACAUAAGCCUGGCUGCUAAAACUUUAUUCCUAACCUUAUUUAACUUGAAAGCCAAUAACACUUAGUCCCUUUCCCAUAGUCAGUUGCACCACCAGGUGCUGUAGACUUCAGCUGGUUUUCUUUGAGUGAGGCUUGCAGGUAGUUCUCACUUUGGUCCAACUCAGAAGCUCCUGAAGGGAUUCUCCUCACUGCUUUAAUGCCUUUACAUGACCUCACUGCCAAUAUUUGGCUUAAUCCAGUGAUUCAGUUUUUUGGGGGGCAGGCUGUGUACGAAGCUUUCCUUUAGGCUCAAUAGCCUCUUGCCCAUCUUCUGCUUCUGCUUCUCCUUCAGCUGCCUACUCCAGCCUUCUCCCUCAGCUUCUCUUCCUCAGUCUCUGUCUUCCUCUUCUUUGUCUCUCUCCCUCUGUCUCCCUCUCUCUGGUCAGCAGUUUCCCUCAGUCAGUAGUAAAAUAGGCCUAUUUAUGUUCUAGGUGGCUUGUCCUUCAAACCAGUCAAAUUUUAGUGGCAUAGUAUUCUCUCCCUCCCCUCAUCAGAACACUUUCCCCAUCCAUUGAGUGACCAAAACUCUAUUCUAGUAAACACGUUUUCGAGGGUGAUUUAUCCAUAGUGUUUGUACUAUGAAAAAAACUAGUUUCUGAUUUUUUAACUUGGAGAUUGUGUUCAAUAUAUGCAAGCCUUUAGUGUGCAAUGUUUCUGUUUGGGAAGGGCCCCCAAUCUGGAUCCAGGACCAUGGUGAAUGGAUUCUUUCCUUGUGCACUACGUUUGUAUCAAAUUUCCAUUCCUUACAAAGCUUCCAUUAAGAAAUCAGUGGAAGCUUUCUCAUGGGGCUAAAAACCGCCUUUGGGUGGGUUUUCUGUGAGAUCACACAAAAUGUGGGGAAACAGCUCCACCCCCGACUUAGAUCUCAUAUUUGAAGAGCAUAGAUUAUGGGCUAUUGGACUAGCAUUUAUCAGUUACAGAAACAACUGUCUUAAUGUUUUUGGUUUUAUUUUGUUUGUUUAAAAAAAAACACUAAGCAAAAAUGCUUUCUAUUUAGAUGAUACAGGUGAGUGUUGUGGUUAUCUCCUGCCAUUCCAAAUCCUGCUUGUUAAUUUGCAUUUCACAGUAGAGUUUAGAUUUCUUUGGGUAAUAAAAGAAUAAAAACCUGUGGGGUAUGUUUCAUGGAAAAGGUUGAUAGGCUAAUUACGGGUUAUUUUUCCAGUUUGAAAACCAGAACAAUUGUGAUCUUUUGCUUGAUUAUGAAAAGCCAUUGACUGGGGACAGAGCUCAUUUUAUCUUGGCAAUUUCAAUGUAACAAAAUCUGAUUAUAGAGGAACAAAUUGCUAAUGGCUUUCACUGCAUGCAAAUUUUUGCCAGCAGAAAUAGUAUUGCAUUAUGUUCAGCAAUGUGAUACUUCUAGAUAUUGAAAUGUACUUUUCCUUUGGGAUGAAAUGUUUGUCUUGAGAUGUAGUACUUUUGAUAUUUUAAAAUACUUUAAAAUAGUGUGUUCUUAAUAGAAAUUCUAUUAGUAUUUUUUAAUAGAGUACACUUGAAAAAUAGUCAUUCACUUUCAGAAGCAAACCUUGCUCCUAUAGCGUGGCAUGCAUAGAAAACACUGGUAGUGUGCAGGGCUACAGCCGUGUCACAUCAAAGUAGCCUUGGCUUGGAAGCUUCCAAACUGUUUGCUGUGCUAGGAAUGGGACAAGCCACAGCAGACUCUCUCGGUGAUAAUGAUGAUGGUGAUGAUAAUAAAUUAUUUAUACCUUGCCCAUCUGGCUGGGUUUCCCCAGCCACUCUGGGCAGCUUCCAACAAAAGAUUAAAAAUACAUUAAAACAUCAGUCAUUAAAAACUUUCCUAAACAGGGUUGCCUUCAGAUGUCUUUUAGAAGUCAGAUAGUUGUUUAUUUCUUUGACAUCUGAUGGAAGGGCGUUCCACAGGGUGGGUGCCACUACCAAGAAGGCCCUCUAUCUGGUUCCCUGUAACUUCGCUUCUCGCAGGAAUGGAACCGCCAGAAGGCCCUUGGAGCUGGACCUCUUUGUCUGGGCUGAAUGAUGUGGGUGGAGAUGCUCCUUCAGGUAUACUGGGCCGAGGCUUGUGCCCAACCAUGUACAAGCUACUAGGCUAUAAAAGAACUUUACCAGACACCUGUCCACAUCUGUCUGCUACAGAGUGUCUUUAAUAGGAGGCCUGGCAAAUUAUGUGUCCAGCUUCCUAAAAAGGAAUAAUUGUUCACUUUUGAUGAGUAGUUAACUUCACAGCUGCUUAGGUUGAUAAGACAGAUCCUGCCAGAUCAGAUCAACAGUAAAACAGCCAGCGGGUUUCCGGCCUGAUGUCAUGGUCAUUGUGGUCGAGCUCUUCUGCCCUCCAGGGCAGUGGAGCUGUCCGAGCAGGGGAAAGCAAUAAUUUAUGAGGAAAAAUUCCUGGCAAAGCUCCUCAGGGGAUUCUGGGGAGUGCACGUUAUCCCGAGGUGUCGCUUAAGCCUGUAUCUGCCAGCUUGAAAGGCAGAACGGGUGCGAUCUGGGAAGUGUGUCCCUGCCAUGAACGAACCUCCAUCUUUGGCAUGAUCUGUAAUCAGUUCCUCAAGAAUUUUGAAUAUUGGCUUUACUUAAGGGGCACUCCCCUGCAAAAGGAAAGAAUCGUGUGUAGUUGUUAUGAUGUUAUUUUGUCUGAGGAAUACUGAGGAUACUGAGGAAAAGAAAGGGGACACUGAUUUAUGCUCAACAAAGGGUUUUUACAAUGUUUUUCUAUACCCUUCCCUCCUGACCAAGGUAAAAGUAAAGGGACCCCUGACCAUUAGGUCCAGUCGUGGCCGACUCUCGGGUUGCGGCGCUCAUCUCGUUUAUUGGCCGAGGGAGCCGGCGUACAGCUUCCGGGUCAUGUGGCCAGCAUGACUAAGCUGCUUCUGGUGAACCAGAGCAGCACACGGAAACGCCGUUUGCCUUCCCACCGGUGCGGUACCUAUUUAUCUACUUGCACAUUGACGUGCUUUCGAACUGCUAGGUUGGCAGGAGCAGGGACCGAACAACGGGAGCUCACCCCGUGGCGGGGAUUCGAACCGCUGACCUUCUAAUCGGCAAAUCCUAGGCUCUCUGAUUUAACCCACAGCGCCACCCGCGUCCUAUGUUCCUGACCAAUGUAAUGGACCCUAUUUAAAUUAGCUUUGGACUGAACCAGGAGUGGAGGAGAGAGUAAUUUGGCAAGACAAAGGGCAGGUAAUUACAUCUGACAGGACUUUAUGUAUGUGACUUUAUUCUUUAACUGGCGGGCUCAGGAAAAUAAUCCCCAGAGUUUUAAUGGCGGAGCAGGCAUCUUGUCGGGGCGUUAUUUAUAGCUCUGUAAGGCCUUGAACAACGGAAGGAAUGUUUUCAAAGGAGUGGAAUGUGAAUGGACAAAGGACGAUGGCAUAAAUUAUCACUGCACACCAGGUCUGGGAACAGAGUUCUGGAAGAACUACACAUGUGAAGUGGACUUUUAUCUGUUUGAGAAACAACCGAGGUUGCAUAUUAUGAACAACCUCCAUCUGAGGAUCUUGUUUCCAAUCUAAGUGUGAAGAUUUUAUUGGAUAGCCUUCUCCAGGUCAGCUGAAACAGAGAUUCUCAUUCAGGUGCCUAGCUGGGUGAUUCAGACUACAGAUGACAUUUGGACUCAUUGUAGGGGAACAUGGACUUAAGGACGAUGGCACCCAGAUUAAUGUGAGAGUAGUUGGUUUGUUUGGGCUUAAUAUCACCAGGAUGGACUUCAAGACACUGCUGGCAACAUAAGAUAGUCAAGACAACACAAGAGCCAAGCUCAGUAUUGGAGAUGGAAAAAUCUCUGACUCCUGAGGCCCACCUGCUCCCACACUUGACAUCUUAUAAUGUCUGGGGGAGAGUGGGUAGAGCUACAGCUUUAGAAUGUGCUCCCAGUUGUUCCUCUGCAUGUGUGGCUUGUAUUUGGUGCCUUUUAAAUUUGGCACCAAAUGCAAAUCCAUGACUAGAAAGGAAGAUGAUGAUUCACCCUUUAAAGUUGAAUCCCUUGACUCCAGGUGACUGGCUGGGGGGGCAGGUAUGGACCAGUUCCAGAUGCAGUCCACUGACCAGGUACAGUUUCCCUGGUCUGUGACAACAGUUGUGUAUCUUCCCAAAUCCAUUUUGAAUAAUAUUCUUUUUCUUUCCUCAGAUUUCAGGAAAUCUUCCUGCACCUUGGACUAUGGGGAGUUCACGAAAAAGAGCUGUAAGUACUUCUCACUGAAGCAGUAAGUGAACAAAGUGCAGACUUAGAUUAGGUAUUUUAGGCUUAGAACUUUUAAACUAAUACGAGUAGGGUUUUAAAUAAAGUUUGUCUUGAAACGAAAUCUUUCCUCCCCACCCACAGCCCCCUUCCUGCUUCCUCAGCAUCUCCUGUCAAAGUGCAGAGAUGACAUUGUUAGAUAUGUGUAACCCACAGUCAGAAGAAUGCACUGUCUUUCCAAGCAACUUUGCAUAUUCACAUUGCCUUUGCCAUUGAUAGUAAUUCUGAUUUAUGUUACACUUAACUUGCAACCUUGUAAAAUGCUCGAAGCAUCUCUGUCAACACUGACAGUAGUGAAUGAGAAAGGGUGAAGAUUAUCAUCUGCAUUCAUGGAGAUCCUAAAAGUCUCCCCAUUGACAGUAAUGUUUCCUAUAUUUUAUUAAUAGCUAGCAGUAUCAACACGGAUUUCUCACUGUUGGCUUAAAUAAUGACAAAAGCAAUAAAACUUCAAAAUUAAACCUGCUGUUAGGAAUCCUCCUUUUGUAAGAUGGACUGCAAUGUAUUUCCAGUUGUCAAAUAAUUCUAGUGAUGGAUUGGUGUCACUAAAAUCAACUGGGAAAGCUCAGUGGAGUGAAAAAUAGCAUGGCAUAGCCCUUUGGAAAUGCAGAAUAAGACUUAAAAGGAGAUGGGCAUUGCUAAUGGCAAGAGUAACAAAGACGUCUCUAAUGGAUGGCUCUCAAAGUAAAACCUUCAUAUUUAGAAUUUAUAGUCCAUUUCAACUAACUAUUGAAAGCUCUCCUCUUACAUUCUGUGUGCCUCUAAAUAGUUUUGCCUUCUCCUUUUCUGUCUCAUUUAAUUAAUUUAGAGAGAAUGAAACCCAGGCUGUCUGGCACAUAGCGAAAGGAAAAUGCAAUGACAGAGAACUAUAAAUCUUUCAGUUCAGCAAUAACUCUAAAUCUACCAUGGAAAAACAACAGUGCACAGACUCUGCUUUUAGUGUUGUUGGUUAACUAUCUAACUAUUAAUUUGUGGUGGCAUUGAAUAGCCUCAAUCUCCGCAAUUGAAUAUGCUUUUAAAGCAAUUUUAAACCUGUUUGUAGAUGAUGUAGUCUUAACAAAUGACACAAUUUCUAGACUUUCAUAUAAUCUCUCUAUUUGCACAAGGAAAUUGUAUUCAAAUGAGAUUUGCUAAAAGGGUAAAGUAUGUUAUAAGUGUCUCCAGUUGUGCUAGGACAACAAAAUAGCUCCAUUGGUUUUGUGACCUAGGACAAUCUUGAAUGCCAUUCUUAAAUGAGCUGCAGAUAAAUUUUGACCCAAAGCCGAAGAAGUGUGCAUGCACACGAAAGCUCAUACCAAUAACAAACUUAUUUGGUCUCUAAGGUGCUACUGGAAGUAUUUUUUAAAUUUUGUUUCAACACUGUAUAAGAGAUUCAUCUUCUUGAUACUUUCAGCAUCACAUUCCCCCAAAUAUCAACGACAGCUAGGAAAGGGGCAAAUACCUCUAGUACAGCUAAAUUAUAUGUGUGUUGAAUGUGUUGGAGCAUGUACUGACCCACCUUGUUCUCAUCUGUGCUGUCAUAAUGUUUCUUUCAGCUGAGCUUCUUUUCCAUUUCCCAUUGACUCUUUGUGGGAGUGGGGCAGUGCAAUCCUAUUUUUCAGAACAUAAGAAUCCUCCUGAAUUAGAUGAAGAGCUCGUCUGUUCCAGCAUCUUGUUUCUAACAAAGACCAACUAAAUGAUUUUGGGAAGUUUGCAGGAGAUCUGGAAAACCUUCUGUUGUUUCCCCCAGGAUAUAACACCCAAGUAUUUAGUAUCCUGGAAUUUAUUGCUUCUAAAGAGUUACAUUUUAUCAUCUAGGGCCUUAUCCAUAAGUUACUGCUUUCCUGACUCUCAUUUGAAAUCAUCUAUGUAAAUCUCUCAAAGUUUGUUAGUUUGAAUACACAGUAUAUUAAUUUUGUUAAAUCAAUAAAUUUCAGCAAAACCCUCACAUACUGGUAGAGCAUACACAGACACUUACAGGCCCCUCUAAAGACAACUAUUACCAAGAGGAUUCAGUCCACUUCUUAAUGUAAUCUUGGAAGGAGAAUGUGUAGUAUGCUAGCCCUGGAAAAUAAAUUCUAAUCCCAUGGAAGCACCCUUGUAUGUGCCACUGUGCAUGUGUAGGAUCUCAUACAGUGGUACUUUGGGUUACAGAUGCUUCAGGUUACAGGCUCCACUAACCCAGAAAUAAUACCUUGGGUUAAGAACUUUGCUUCAGGAUGAGAACAGAAAUCGCACGGUGGCGGCACUGUGGCAGCGGGAGGCUCCAUUAGUUAAAGUGGUACCUCAGGUUAAGAACAGUUGCAGGUUAAGAACGGACCUCCAGAAACAAUUAAGUUCUUAACCCGAGGUUCCACUGUAUUUGGUUUGUUUGAUAGGUUAUUAUUGCAGUUGUACCUCAGGUUAAGUACUUAAUUCGUUCCGGAGGUCCGUGCUUAACCUGAAACUGAAACUGUUCUUAACUGAAGCACCACUUUAGCUAAUAGGGCCUCCUGCUGCCGCCACGCCGCCAGAGCACAAUUUCUGUUCUCAUCCUGAAGCAAAGUUCUUAACCCGAGGUACUAUUUCUGGGUUAGCAGAGUCUGUAACCUGAAGUGUCUGUAACCUGAAGCGUAUGUAACCCGAGGUACCACUGUACUUUUGUUUUAAUGCAUUUUUAAAAUUUAUACUUGAUGCUCUUCAAAUUUUGUAAACUGCUUAUGUGCAAAGGGAUUAAUAAAUUGAGUAAGUGCACAAAAAUAGUUCCUGGAUGGGGAAGCUUUCUGGGUUAGUGGUUCCCAACCCCUGCUUUUGAUAUGGUGCCUUACUAUAGAUCAGAGAAUCUAAAAAUUGAAGCUUUUCUUAUAUAUAGUCAGGCACAGUCUUUAAGCAUUUGCAGUUGUGCUAGAUGCUGUCCCAGGGGUUUCAGUCUUUGUAUAAUUGAGGCAGGAACCCCAGAGAGGUGUGAGGUUGCCUACUCUGGAAAAACUGCUCAGGAAUCUUCACCUUAACUCCUUUCUUGGUGGAAUGCCACAGGCAUGAAAGCAGUUUUGGGAUUUUAGCUGUUCAAGUGAACAUGGUCUUAAUUAGCUGAAGAAUGUAAUGCCAGAUAGUUAAAAGAAAGGAUAAUUUUAAGGCCAAUAGGUAUCUCAAGGCAUUGAUAAGCACCUCUUUAUCCCAUACCUCUGUUUUCUCCUAGUUGCGAUGCAAGUGAACUUAGGUUAAAGAAUCUUUAAAGGGACCCCUGACCAUUAGGUCUAGUCGUGACCGACUGGGGUUGCGGCGCUCAUCUCGCUUUAUUGGCCAAGGGAGCCAGUGUACAGCUUCCGGGUAAUGUGGCCAGCAUGACUAAGCCGCUUCUGGCGAACCAGAGCAGCACACGGGAACGCCGUUUACCUUCCUGCCAGAGCGGUACCUAUUUAUCUACUUGCACUUUGACGUGCUUUCGAACUGCUAGGUUGGCAGGAGCAGGGACCAAGCAACGGGAGCUCACCCCAUCGCGGGGAUUUGAACCGCCGACCUUCUGAUUGGCAAGUCCUCGGCUCUGUGGUUUAACCCACAGUGCCACCCGCGUCCCAAAGAAUCUUUAGCUUUGGUUAAAGAAUUGUGAGCGUUACCUUCAGCACAACAUUGCCCAUGCUGUGGCAUAAGAGAUAUUUUUGCAUGGUGGUUAGAAGGGGUAUUUAUUAUUUAUUUCAGAUAUUUAUAUGCUGCUUAGUAUUCAGGGUAUGGGGACAGGGAAAGGAAGCCCUUCAAAAGAGUCAGUGCUGUUUGCAGGCCAUCCCUUACCCAAUGUUGAAAAGAAACAAAUGUUGACCUUCACACAUGAGAAACCAUAUGUAAUCUUGAGCAUGACAGAGAGGCAGCCUCUACUUAGCCACAAGGGCUGCUUUUUAUAGUGUAUUAAUUGAGGUUCUUUGCCAGAAAACCGUCUGACAACCUGUCCUUCAGAAUCUGUAUAACAUGACUGAUGAAUUUAAGGCCAGGCAAGAUGUGAAUGAUUUAGCAGACAGUGGUGCUUUAAAGGGCAAAGUGAAAUCUUCAGUCAAAGAGCUUGUUUACAUGGAUUUAUUUUUUUAGCCACCUGCUUCCUAAUUCUUGGUUAGUGACAAUCACCAUGUCACUUAAAAAAUCCCUUUGCUUAGCGAGGUGCCCUGCUGGCUGUCCUCCAGUUUUGGAGUCUUCUUCCUUCUCAAGUUUGCCAAAGUCCAGCCCUGAGCCACUUGGGUGGCUUCUUAUUUGGGGCUGGUGUUUAGUGACCAGAGAUUAAUGCCGCUGCCCCCGCAAAGUUCAUUUUUUAAUAGUACAUUUUAUAUCCAGAUUGGGGAACCUGUAACCCUUUAGGUAGACUCCAAUUCCAAUCAGCCCCAGCUGACAUGUCCAGUAGUUAGGGAUGAUGGGAGUUGUAGUCCAGCAACAUAUGGAGGGCCACAGGCUCCUCACCCCUGUUUUAUAUUGUGCAAGUUGGCUUUGCAGCCAAUAACCAAUGGAGUUAUUAUGGUUCCCCCUCAACUUGCAUGGUGAGGAGGAGAGCCAUGCUUUUCCAGAUAAAUGCAGCCAUAUUUAUCCCCCACAAGUGACCAGGCAUGUGCUUUAUCACCAGCCUAAACUACAUGGUAACUUCUCAUUUCAUUCAAAGGUUAGGAGUUAGGAACUGGGCUUUAAUUUUUGACUUUGCAACACCAUGUGGAACACCUUCAUUUUCAAUUGUUGUCUCCUUUCUAGUACUUAAAACAAUAAAGUGUGUGCUUGAUUUACAGCUACAAGACCGUACACAAUUCAGUGACCGGGAUUUAGCUACCCUUAAGAGAUACUGGGACAGGGGCAUGACGAGCCUUGGUGCAAUUUGCAGAGAGAAAAUUGAAGCAGUCGCUGCGGAGUUAAAUGUUGACUGUGAAAUAGUACGGGUAAGAACCUCCAGUCCUCCCGUUUCUGGUUGCAGAAAAUAGCCUAGAUGAAAGCUUUUUUAAAAAAUUACAUGAGGUAGACUGAAAUAGACUGCACGUGUUACAUAAUGAAUGGCCACGUUAGGAAGUGCUCUCUUGCUCUGUUUCCUGUCUAUUUAUAGUUAAAAUCCCUCAGGUGAGACUUUUAUCAAUUGGCAGCACGAGCUGCAUGUUUGACAGUCCAGUUGGACUGGGAUUUUAAAACAAGCAAAGGCUUUCUGCGGAACUGAAAAGGAAUAACUUGUGCAGUUAGUCAAAAUAUAAAAGCUCCUUGUGAAGGAGAAGGGAGCUAAGUUUUAUUUUUAUUUUUUGCAAGGGAGCAAUACAGUUCUGUGUUGGGAGCUGAGUAUGUUAUGUUAUAUUAUGUUAUUUUGCUAAGGGAGCAACACAGUUCUGUGUUGGGAGUAAUCCUUUGCAUGUUUCUGGUCCUAUGUUCAUUGUCACUCACCUUGGGAGUUGUGAAAGACCUCUGCUUGGUACCCUGACUGGUCCAACAGUGAGCUUAAUGGCUGAGUAGAAAUCAGAAUCAAAAUCUUCCCCAGUUCUACUUCAACACCCUAACCACUUUAACUUCUUGUCUCACAGUGAUGAUGAUGAUGAUGAUACUCACCAUUAUCUUUAAAAUAACAAAUUGGUGAAAAUUACCUAAAGCAGAUAGAAGCAUUUCCCCUGAAAUAUAUAUGUUUGCAUAUAUAUUUCCAAACAACAUUAAUAUUCAGGAAUUUAUGUAUUCUGUGUCCUUUCUCUGCCCACCCCGUCUUCCCCGAAAACUAAAGCAGGAAACCCCAGAUUUUGUUCCCAAAAUUAAGUAUUCAGAGCAGGUAAACGUGUUUUGCAGUGUUUCGUUCUGCGUUGUUGAAAUUUCAAAAGAGGGAAAAUACUUUGAGAAAUAUUAGCAUAUCCUAAAGGUGUGUAGGGAGGAGCAUACAGUGGUACCUCAAGUUACAUACGCUUCAGGUUACAUAUGCUUCAGGUUACAGACUCCGCUAACCCAGAAAUAGUUCCUCGGGUUAAGAACUUUGCUUCAGGAUGAGAACAGAAAUCGUGCUCCGGCGGCGCGGCGGCAGCAGGAGGCGCCAUUAGCUAAAGUGGUGCUUCAGGUUAAGAACAGCUUCAGGUUGAGAACGGACCUCCGGAACGAAUUAAGUACUUCACCCAAGGUACCACUGUAUUAGGUAACAGCCUGGUCUAACUCAGUGAAGUAGAGAUAACUGAUAUCCAGGCCUACUUAGCCCACUGCACUCAGUGGGACUUAUAUGUCAGUGUUUAUUUUAGAAAUUUCUGCCCUUCUUUCCUUCCACUAGGGGAACUCAGAGCACACAAGAGGAUGGAGAUACAGGCAAGCAACGUUUUAGGCGCAACAGAUAUGUGCGCAAUUGCGCACACACGCACAGUGCCGAACCUGGAAGUGACCUGGAAACAUAAGACGUCACUAAAAGGGCGGAACAGGAGUGGGGUAGGGGCAGGUUGUGGGCUGAAUGAGGUGAGAGCGGGAUGGAAUGGGGUGUUUCAAUUGCACACGAUUUCAUGCAAGUGCACAGUGACCCAGAACCCAGAAUGCCUGUACAUGUAAUCCAUGCAAUAUCAAGCAGCAUGAUAAAGUGUUACAAGAAAAUCAGCAGGCAGAACAGAUGUUCAGUAGCUUCUCUCUAAAGGCCUGUAAAGAGCCAGGUUUUCACCAGGUGCCAGAAGGCAUGGAGUGACAGCCUCCAUAGGGCAGGCAGUGCCACAACUGAAAAUGUGUUGCUCCUCUUUCUCAACUGAUGAACCUCAGUUGGAGGAGAGACGUGAAGUAGGACCUCAGAUGUUGAACCAAGUAUAGGAGAGGCACCUGUGGGUGAAGGUGGUUCUUAGGAUACUUUAAAUUGUGUAACUUCAAUGUAAUUGGUUUACAGGUGGCUAGAUGUGGAAAAAAAAGAGUGGUAGAUAGUGUUGAAAUUCGAUCUCCUGACCACUGGGAAACUUAGUUUCUCUUUGGUUAGUGAUUCCUUAUGCAGAACUAUUAACGCCAAAUUUGCCUGUCUUCUGAACCUCCAAAAAUGAUAGCAAAGACCCACACACCCCUUAAUCAGUGAUUAUGUUUCAGCUAGCGGUUUGCAUGUGUGAAACAACUGACGCAGGUCAAACACUGCAAAAGUGAUUUUUGGUCUUGUAACACUUGCAGUCUCUACAGUGAGUUGGAAGUUGUCGAAUCAGCACUUUGGAAAAUGCUGCAGAUUCUAGGUACUAACCAAUGUUCUAAUGAUUAGCAAGAAGAUGGUGCCUAGCUGGGAAUAGUGGUUAACAGAAAUUGAGGACAGAAAAUUUGCAAAGGCAAAGGUGGUAGCUCCUGGCCUGUGAACCUAGUUAGACUCACCUUCUGGCUUAUGAGGCCAUUUCAGCUAAGGUUCACCUGCCUACCAUGUGGGUGUGGGGCAAAUAAAGAUACGUUGGCUUGGGGUGGUGUGGGAGACAUAAGGAUCUGGCCCAUUUAACCAUUAAGAAACUUUUCAGGGAAAAAUAAAUUGCUGUUCUGCUACAAAGUUGAUUAUGUUGCCAGAGCAGCAGUUGUCAAAAGAUGUUGUCUGCUGACCACUUUAACUGGUGUCCUUACAGGGCAAGGUGUAGGGGGUCCUUGGCAAAGUGUCUGGCUGGCAGACUUAGCUGCUAAUGCCUGGCAGCAGCAUACCAGGCAAUGCUGGGUGGCUCCUGCUGAUAUCUGGGAGCUGCUGCUGUUAAUUCCCCGCAGUAUUUCAAAGUGACAUUAUGCUAAACUUCAGACCUUCACUGUAAAGCACCCAGUAUUUUUCAGGAAAGGGUAGAAAGAGCAUGCAUCAGUGGUAGGGCCUACCAGGGACUGGCAUCUCAGCAGCUAACAUAUAAUAGAAUCAUAGGAUUGUAGAGUUGGAAUGGAUCCUGAAGGUCAUCUAGUCCAAGCCCCUGCAAUGCAGGAAUCUCAACUAGAUCAUACAUGACAGAUGGACAUCCAACUUUUGCCUAAACACAUCAAAGGAAAUACAGUCCACCACUUCUUGUGGAAGUCUGUUCUACUGUCUUAACAGCUCUUACUGCCAGAAAGUUCUUCCUGAUGUUUACCUGGGAUCUCCUCUUUCAUAACUUGAAGCUAGUGGUUCAGGUCUUACCCUCCAAAGCAAAAGAAAACAAGCUGGCUCCAUCUUCUAUGCAGGAGUCCUUGAGAUAUUAUAGGAUGGCUAUCAUGUCUCCUCUUGGUCUCCUCUUUACCAGGCUAAACGCAUGCAGUCCUCUCAAUCGUUCCUCAUAAGGUUUAGUUUCCAGACCCUUGAUCAUCUUGGUUGCCCUCCUCUGCACACAUUCCCUCUUGUCAAUAUCCUUCUUAAAUUGUGGUGCUCAAGACUGGACACAGGACUCCAGAUGUGAUCUGGACACUAUACUUUUUUUUUAAUGCAGCCUUCUUUUUAGCUGCUACAUCUUUUGAUUCAUUAAGUAUGUGGUCUGCCCUAUAUCGUUUUCAGAUGUACUACUGGCAAUCCAGGUGGUUCUCAUCUUAUAUUUCUGCAGCUGGUUCUUCCUGCCUAAGUGUAGAACCUGAAAUUUCCUCCAUUGAAAUUCUCUCUUUAGUUUUUAAAGUUUUAAGCCGUUAUUUCCAAUCUGUUGAGGUCAUCUGGAAUCUCAAUUCUGUCUUCCACAGCAUAGGCUACCUCUCCCAGUUUCGUGUCAUUUGCACAUUUGAUGAGCAUCCCCUCAAUUACUUCAUCCAAGUCUUUUAUAAAGAUGUCGAACAACGGACCCAGAACAGAACCCCACGGCACCCCUCUUGUCACUUUUUUCCAGGAUCAAAAGGAACCGUUAGUGAGCACUCUUUGGGUUUGGUUAGUCAGCCAAUUACAAAUCCAUCUAACUGUUACGUCGUCCAGUCCAUAUUUUACCAUCUUUUCUUCAAGAAUAUCAUGGGGGACUUUGUCAAAAGCCUUACUGAAAUCCAGAUACACUAUGUCCACAGAAUUCCCCUGAUCCACCAAGCUUGUAACUAUCAAAAAAAGAAAUGUGAUUCAUCUUCCAAGAUACCCCUUGCAGACCUGGAAGGUUACUUCAGCUUCAUGGAAACUAUGCUAUAAUAACUAAUGUGCUUUAGAGGGCUGAGGACGGUGACCUGAAAAGCAACUAUGAUGUAGGAAUGUGGUAGCCAACAUACAGGAGCCUUAUGUGAUCUGGCCAGAUUCUCAGCUGACUUGCAGAAGCAUCACAUGGAUAGAUCUAGGGUCUAGGCAGGGUGGUGAGGAUGGUAGGGUAGAAAAGAGACAGUAGUUAAUGAGCCAUUUGGCCCCAACAAGAGCUCCAGAGUUAGGCAUUGUUAGGCUAGGGUGGAAAUAGCAGUGCAGUUACUAGGCUCCCAUUCUGAAGCCCUUUGCUGCACAGCUAUCUAGGAAGGAGGCAAGAUUUUUCUGGACAGAGAAUUUCUAACCAACUGUUUCAGCCAUAGUGAAUUUGUGAGAAAAGAGACACGAUGUCAGUUCUUUUUUUCUGCCUAUUGAUACCUAAAUUCUACAUACUUUCCUCCCCAGGACUAAGGUGCUUGUUUAGCAAUGUUUUAUUUGUAGUUCACUACCCCCACCACUUCCUUUUCAUUCUGCAAGAGCUCAAUUAAACAUUGCCAUAAUGGAAAUACUAUCUUUUCAAAAAGACUAAGUAGGUCUCUGGCCAGUUCAGUUUAAUUUAAUCAACAAUUAAUUCAAGCAUAUUGGGUUUUGUUCUGUUUUGUUUUAAAAACAUACAAAACAACUUUGAUUUGUUGAAGCUGUUGACUUUCCAGCUAAAGGAGCAAUUCAUGAGCCCUUGUGUUUUUGACUUAGUAUUUCACUGAUCUGUUGAGGGUGCAGUAAUGCCUCAUCAUAGUCCACCAUUUCUAAAAGUGGAAACGCCACUAAAUAAAGCAUAGUUUUUAAGUUGUUGGUCUACUGAGGUUAAAUAUUUAAAAGAGAGCAGGUGCUCUAUAUUUUUAUUAGAGCCGUUCUGUCAUGCAAGAAAAGAGCAAGGAGAUUGUGAGAGGAAGAACUUUUAGACAUACAACUCCCCCACUUGCAGUGCCCCGGUUCUGUACCAUGAGAUGCAGCUGUGUAUGUUGAUUGGCUGUAACCAUGCAGAGGAUUGGCCAUCUCAUGGAAACAUUUUGAUGAGGUCUAUAUCAGUGACCAUCUAAGUGGCUGGCAAGCAACCAACAAGGACACAAUAGUAUUCAAAUGAUGUUAUAUACUCCCCAAAAGCCCCCCAAGAGGGGUCUUUAUAAGAGAUGGGGUGAAGGACCAAGCAAGCACCCAGGGAAAGAGAGUUCCAAAGCCUAGAUGUGGUUUUCAGAAAGACCUUAUCCCACAUAUUCGCCAGCCUUACUUUAUAAGAACAUAAGAAGAGCCUAUUGUAUCAAGCUAAUGGCCAAUAUAGUCCAGCAUCAUCUUCUCACAGUGGCCAGCUGAUGCCUAUGGACCAACCCAGUCCUCACGCAGGACCCAAGCACAAGAUUACUUUCUCCUACCAUGGUUUCCAGCAACUGAUAUUCAGAAGCAUUACUACCUCCAACUGUGGAGAAAGAUAAUAGCCAUCAUAGCUAUUGAUUGCCAUGAAUUUGUCAAAUUAUUUUCUAAAGCCGUAUAGGUUGGUGGCUGUCACUGUGGGAGUGAGUUCCAUACUUUAUAUGUAUCUUGUGAAGAAGUACUUUCUUUUAUCUUUCACAAAUCUUCCAACAUUUAGCUUCAUUGGAUGUCCAUAAGUUUGAAUGUUACAAGUGAUGGAAAAAAGCUUUUCUCUGUCCUCUCUCUCCAUGCCAGGCACUAUUUUAUAAACUUCUAUCACUUGCCUCUCUUAUUUGCCUUUUCUCUAAAAGGUCCCAACUCUGCAGCCUUUCCUCAUAGGGGAGUUGCUCCAUCUCCUUGAUUAUUUUGGUUGCCCUUUUCUGAACUUUUUCCAUCUCUGCAUUAUCAUUUUUGAGCAUAUCAGAUAACAGGGGCAUGGAUCCAGGACCUCAGCUGAAGAUCUAUCAGAGCAUGUAGGCUCCUGUGGAAGGAGGCAGUCCUUAAGACGAAUGUGGAAUUUGAGGCCCUCUAGAUUAUGUUGGCUUGAAAUGCCAUCAGUCCCAGGCAGCAUAGCCAAUGGUCAGGGAUGAUGGAAAUUGUAUCCCACCAACCGGAAGGCUAUCAGUUCCCCACUCCUGUUAAAAUAUCCUAUUUCCAGGCUGCUUAGGGCUUUAAAGGUCAAUAUCUGCACUUCAAAUUGGGCCCAGAAGUAAAUGGGGAGCCAGUAGAGUUGACACCACACUAGGGUCAUAUGCUCCAGUUCGGACUCUUGCUGCUGCUUGUAUCUUUGGGGAACCUCUGCCUGUUCUUUAGUGCCAGGAAAACAGUAGGCAGACUGUUUCCAGUUGCUUUAUGCAGGGAAAUUGUGGUCUCCUAGACUUGGAGAUCUCAGGGCUUUCCUCCUUUCCUCCUCCAGCUUCUGAAUCAAUUAUAACUUCUUUUAGUAUAUUUUUUAUUGAUUUUUUUAUUUAAAAAAGCUACAAAGAAAUACAGUAGCGUGCAUACAGAAGUAACAUUUCCAUUAACACAAAGUUAUACUAUUAUACAGAAUUAGUUACAACUUCUGAUGUUCUCCAUGUCUGCUUCUCAUUACAAGACUUGGAUUGGGAAUCGAAGACGAAAAUAUCGUCUAAUGGGAAUUGAAGUCCUCCCUCCUCUAGGUGGCCCUGCUCUUUUCCCCAAUCAAUCUGAUUCCAGCAGUAGAUCAAUAACCAUUCCAGAAGAUGAUGCUUCGACAGAUGUUGGAGAUGAUAAUGACAGGAAUGAUGAAGUUUCAAUAUGUUUAUCAGAAGGAAGCUCACAAGGUAUUCAAACUUGUCACUAGUAUUAUAUUGUUAUUUCUGUUCAAUCUUAUCCUAAUAGUCUGAAUGUUGCCUGAAUGUUGCCUCCCUUUAUCCCAAAGCUACUCCCAGGAAGUAACUAGCAUUUGGAUCCUAAAUGCAUUUACUUGGGGCUAAAUCUAAAUAUGUUCAGGAUUACAAAGUUUUCCUUUAGCCCUGGGAAAUCCUCAAAAGAUAAGGAAGCAGCCUUAUAAAAUGUCAGAGCAUUGGCCCCCCACCUACCUCAUUGGCUAUGUUUACUGGCAGCAGCUCUCCAGAGUUUCAGAUAGGGUCUUUCCCAGUCCCACCUGGAGAUGCCCGGGAUUGAACUUGGGACCUUUUGCACACAACGCAAAUGGCAUACCUUGUAGUAGUCAGUUGGGCGGUGAAGGCAGGAUGGUGUUGCGCACCUGACUUGCAGAUAGCAAGCACUGCUGCUGCUUGCUGUGUGGGGGAUGGAUGAGGCGUAGAGAGCCUGUUGUUCGGUGGGGAUGAUGGCAGAAGUGUUGGAUUGACUUCACUGCUUGCAUGUGCUGCAUUCAGCUCCCCUUGCCGUGCUCCUGCCUCAGUGAUGCUUGCCAUUCGGAAGCCAAGUGCAAAAUGGCUCCUCGCCUUUGCUUACACCUCUGACUGCUACUGGGCAUACCACUGAGCUAUAACACUUUGCCAACUGAAAACACAGCUGAAAGUUAGAAGUGGAGAAGGCAGGAUUUGCUAGAAGAAAACAUGCGCUCAGUUGAAAUGAGGCUCAUAUUGCAUGUGGAAGUGCCAUUGUACGCAUUCACAAAAACCACAUGUCAAGGAGUGAGAGCUGGAUCUUCGAGUCACAGUGAAUGCGGUUUGUCCCUCAGGGUCAGAGAGGAUUGUUCAGGCACCUCUCUGGAUUGAAUACAUUGUUGUUGCCAUGAGGAUGUAGGAUAAAGCUAGCUGCUUGGUAGCUUCUGUGCAUCCUCGUUAGUUUGUUCCAGAUUUUUGAGGGUGUGAUUAAGAAUGGUAACUGCCAGUGCUUUUUUUCUGGGUUCCUCAAGGGUACACAGUACUGGAACCCUUUUUUCUAGAAGAAAAGCACUGGUAACUACAGCGUGGUUUGUGUAGCUGGCUUUCCCCCAUCCCACCUCAAGAAAUUAGUUCGACUCAAGGAAGAGGCAUCAAAGUGUCUGCCACAUGGGAAGAUGUCUAGAAAAUGUCUACCUCUUCUAGCCCCAUCCCUAGUGUGGAAACCAGUCCCAGUCAGGGUGGUGAUCAGUAUCAGUAUUUUUGAACAUCUCCCAUUAAUCAGUUGAGCAACAGGCAGGGCCAGCUGUGUAACAGGUUUGCUGGCCUUUCAGGAGGAAAGGGGUAUGACAGUGACCCCUUAACAAAAAGCCAGUUCCUUGCCCAAGUGAAAUGGCAACUGUAAUUCAAACUUGACUACAUAGAAGGUGGAAGAGCCACAACAGCAAUGAUUUUGAUGCAGUGUUACAAAACGGAAGAACCAACAACAUAGUUAGGAGUGAACUUGCAGUUGCACAUUUCACUAGCUUUACAAGUUCAGCUAAUUGCUCCUGGUGUUUCUGACUAGAGCAAACCAACAAAGACUUUGGCUUUUGAACUUCAAAAAAAAUAAAUAAAAAAAAUAGACACAUUUGCAGAUUUGUAUGCCAGGCUUGAUCUUAUCGUUUUGUUUGAACAACUUGCUGAGAAAAUGGCCCAAAAACCCGAGAACUGUUGGGAGCAAACUUGUGAUGGGUUUGUCAGAAUUUCAAUUAUAAAAAGAAUAAGAUACCAACAUAGAAUUGGUUGAAAAUGACUGAAAGCCAAGUAAGUUAACAAAGUCUGGAGAUCUUCUCUGCCUUGGGGUGAAGGAAGCAACUCCUCCAGCAGGACAGUAGAGAAAUAGUCAGAACAUUCUGCAGUUCAAGUGAAAAGCUGCCUUAAUAUUAAUUGGGUCUGGCACUCUGACACUUAUGAGAUGGAACUGCCAGGGCGAGGCAGGAAGAAGAUGAUUGUAAUCAAUACCCCACACAGCUGCAGGGUAAAUACAGAAUUUCUUAAGACCAGAAUAAAAAGAGGCUUGGUUAUUUUAUAUACACACACACACACACACACACACACACACACACACACAGCUCAAAACUUGUUCAAUCAGAGGAGAACUGCUGGCCCAUGGGCCAAAUGUGGACCUCCAGGCCUUACUGUCAGGCCCUUGGAACUCUCUCUAGGCCACAACCGUGCGAUCCCUGCACAAAGCUCAAGUAUUCUUACCUUGCCAUAACGUGUCUGUUAACUCUAAUAUGCCUGAAAUAUGUGUAUGUAUAGAAAUCUUCAUGUGACUGGAGUGUAGCCCACUGUAAAUAUACCCACUGCCCUGCCCCUUUUACCUCUGACCCCGUCCAUACCUGGCACACAGCCCUGGAAGGUUGUCCAUGGCAGAAUAUAGCCCUUGAGUUGAAAAAGAUUCCCCACCCCUAACUUAAAGAGACACCAAUGGGACUCUAGGACAUACAAUGGAUCUGCCAUUCAGUAUUCACUGUUUUAGCUGUCUUGUGUACUUGAAUUUUGGUGGGACUUGGCUACUGUUUUGGAUUGAGUAAUGUGCUUUGAUGCAGAUAAUCCUUAAAAAGAUAUUUGUUUACCAUCCCAUGGUGAUGGCAUAGUGAUCCUUAUAGCUGGACUAUAGAUUGUAAGAUUAUUACAGUUUCUAACAAUAUUAGCUUCAGAAUAUGACCACUUAAUAGUCCAGAACCUCUAUGUUAACUAAAGGUUAUUUCUUCUGACUGUGUAAAUUAAUAGGCAGCAGAGGUUGUAUUUGGAAAACGGAUCAUUACUAUAAGCUUCCAGGUUGAAUUCAGUGCUGGGAAAAAGCAUGGUGUGUGUGAAAUGGGCAGUUUUUUUCCCCUCUCUGUAAGGUGUGAAUUACAUAACACCUUAUGAAUUCAGGAACUUAUUCUAGAAACACAUAUUUUGUUUCAUUUCUGUAGAAGAACAAAGUGAAGUUCUUCAGAAUGAAGACACUGGCCACGGAAGAGAAGACCAGGCUACUCUAACUGACACUAAUGGGGUACGGAUGUUUCCUAAAACUUAAUAGUUUGAUUAAAUCCAGUUACUCGGAUGGGCUGAUGUAUGAAGGGCCACAGUUUUUUCCAUUGUUUUUCUGGUAGGUUCUAUAUUCAAGGCUCUUAUGCAAAUGCAGAAACUAUGAUGUGCACAGAGUCACACAUCCUGAAAACCUCUAAAUUGGUUAAAAACAACCAAAAAGAUGCAGGGGCAUCUGAUGUUCUAAUCGUAUGUCAGUACCUUUUUGAUUUCAAAAUGAAAAGCACCAUUUGCCUUUUCAGACAAUACAAAUCAUAGACGAUGAAGAAGAUGGUAUGAUAAGUGAAAUAGAACAAUUGAAUUGUCUUCUGGAAUUCAAAGUAAGUAACUCCUGUAGAAAACAGCUAACAUUUGUAUACAAAUAGAAAGGUGAUUAAUCAGCUUAAACCCAAAGUGCGGGCUUUGUUCAAGGAAUCGAAAUAAGAGCCUGAAAGGACAGAAUUAGUUUGGAAGAAAUUCAAAAGAAGCAAAGAAAGACACAAGACAUCAAAUGUUUACUUAAAAAAUCAAACUCUUAAAUGAUACCAGUUUUUUUUUUUACAAAAUAUUGAAAGCCCAACAUUCUUCAGUUGACGGCAGCUUUCUUUGGGGCAACUGAAAAAACUAACAUAGGAAUUGAUGAGCCAACUAAAAUACAGUUGAUUAUAAACUUAUAUUAUACACUUAUUUUAAACUUUAUUUAUCAUAAACUUAGGCACUAUAUGGAACAACCUAUUUUUAAUGCAUCCAAUGUCAGAGUAGACCCAUUGGAAUUAAUGGACAUGACUAACUUAACAUUUACUCUGAGUAGGACACAACCCAUUAUACAUGGGACAUUCUGCAAAAUGAAAACUAAUCUAUUUUCAUUUUUGCCUUAACGCUGAUGAGCUGGUAACGGAAGGGAGAGAGAUAAGGAAUUUAUUUCAGUCACACAAUACAACAAUUCUGCUGUUCCGUUAUUACAAACUGUGUGACCCAUUAACCUUUUGAGGCAACCCAUUUCUGCUUAAUGUCUCUAUCCUAAAACGUACAGUGUGCAGGAACUUGAGGGUGGGUGAGUGAUGAGGAAGGGGAAUAUUGCCAACUAAAACAGUUCAAUGUCAUGAAGGAUGCAUUGAAGUUUGAGGAUAUUAUUGCAUGCUCGCAGGCAGAUGGCGCAAGACCCAAUGUUUAGGAAGAAGCUGCUGAUUGCUUUGAAGACAGACGGCUGUUCCAAUUUCAGCAGCUUGCAGAUUACAGCUGAACAUUUGCUUUUGAUGCUAUAUGAGCAAAAGCAGUUGGAAACCGUGACAACUGUUUUUUGCCAAAAUUGCGAAAGGUUACAUGUGUACAUAAGAAUUGGAGGUGGCUUACUUUCAAUUCAGACGCCCUCGAACAAAUUUCAGUUGGUGUUAGAAUAAAAUAUGUAUUUUUUACUAGAACUUUGCCUACACUGAAAUGAGUAAUGUCUUUAAAGCACACACAACGUGUGCAUAAUUGAUGUCCAUGCAUUAAUUUCUGGACUCUGCCUUCAGGAUAAGAGCAGUGCUGAAUGAAUGUGUGUGUAUGUGGUAAUGACCUUUUCUUAAUGUCACUUGUCACAAUACUGAAUGUCUUGUUGUGACAGUGUGUCCUACAAAACCCUGUUUGUUGAUUUUUUGAAUUACGUUUUGACAUGUGGGCUUCUUGGUCACAUAGUCCAUUUGCAUAAAUAUGCAUGUUUACUUUCAUAGGUUCCCCACAAGCUUUUUUAGCCAGUAAGAAAUUGGAUAAGCUUUUUAACACCCCCCAAGCUUUCUGUGGACCCCAAAGACAGCUGUUUUGAAAGCCACUUUGUACUGCCUGUUUUCCUCAGUUAAGGGGCCAGUUGUCCAGUGGUGGUUUAUCGCUGCCGCCAGCCCACCCUUCUCUUUUUUAAACAAAAACAAAAAACAAAAUAUAUUUAACUUGUGAAGCUAUUGCUGUUUGCCUUACUGCUAAAUGAAAACUAGCAAACACCUAUGCUAACUGGAGUCUGUUUGAUCUCCAGCAGCUUCUUAAACUAGGGUAAGGAAAACAAUUUGCCUUUCCCCCAAUUUUUUUGUGGUUAUACCAUUUCAAGAGCUCUGGAGUAGGGUUUUCUGGUUUUGUAAAAUAAAAAAAUAAAUAAAAAUCAGCAUAUUCCCUAUAAAGCUCUGUAGGGGUUAAAACUGCAACACUGAUUCAUUAUUUGCUGUUUCUGUUUUUAAAAUGUGCUAAUACUGUUGGGGUACACUGGACCCCCUCCCAUUAUUUAGGAUGAACUCAGUAUUUCAUUAGGGCAUUUUUUUGCUUUCUGAUUUGUCUUUGUCUCCCCCAGCCUCUGGGCUUCCUCAUAGCCCAGAGAGAAAUUUCAGUUAGCGUACCAGGUCUAAUGAGCCCUAUUAGCUUUUUAAAAUUCAAUGCCAAUAUUUUAAAGUUUCUAAUCUGGAGUCACUUUGAAAUUGAUGAUUAACUUUAUUUCCAGUUAGGACUUCAAAAAGAAUUCAUUGGAACCCCUACAGCAGAUAAUGUUUUUUUAAAAAGUUGUUUGACAGUUUUGAUUCUUAAAAUAAGUAUAAAUAAAUAUUUUAUUACAGUAAAAUAACAUUUAUUGUAAUAAAAGUUAUGGACUGCAGCAUCCCUCAAGCCUUCAAAGGUGCCUUACAGUGCUUAGGCAAACCUCUAAUAGUUAAAGGCCAUGAGCUGAAAUAGCUCUUUCAAUUCAGAGCAAUAUGUUUCCAGUGGUUUCCCCACUGGAAUGAACUCAGCAUAUCAAGUAAAACUUAAGCGUUUUUCAGAAUUUGUUUUGCCCAUUCCUGUUGUCUGCCCUGCAAGGCAACUGCCGAAUGGGAUCUGGUGUUGCAGCCAUGCAUAUUUGUGAUGUUAGAAGUCAUACUGUGGUUACGCUUCGCAUGAUUCAGAUGUGCCCUGGAACAGGAUGAGUGUUUUUAUUUGUUGUUGAAAAGGCUAGAGUAAUGGCUACAAUGAAGGACUUAAGAUAUUUCUAUCCAUUUCAUUUAGGACUGUGAACCACCACCAACUGUUUUUUGCACAAGUUCAGUAUUGCUGCAUUGUGUGCUAGUAGUUAAUCAGAAAUGAAAGUGCUAAGUUCAUAAGGGAUAGCUUAGUUGAUAGAGCAUGAGGCUCUUAAUCUCAGAGUUUGGGGUUUCGAGCCCCACAUUGGGCGAAAUAUUCCUGCAUUGCAGGAGGUUAGACUAUAGAUGACCCUUGUGGUCCUUUCUGACACUACAGUUCUGUGAUUCUGAAGUCCUCAACCCAGAGCAAACCACAGUAUGCCAAUUCAGGAUGCUGACUUGCUUGGCACCACUAGUUAAAAGGUGGCUGAGGUAACAGCCGUUUGCAGGCAUCUGUAGGGCUGGGCUAUGAGGGUAGUUAACACCAUCCUUUAUUUGAACUUGAAAAAGUCAUUGCCUUUCAAACAUAAGGAUAACAAGCAUCAGGCUUGUAACCUUCAGAAUAUUCUUAACACAAUGCAAAAUUAAUACAUGAAAUCCACCGCAACAUUGAUAGCCACUCAUGUAGGUGGCUUUAAAAGGAGAGCUCAUGGGAGACUAGGUCUGUCAUCAGGUAUUUGUUCUGAUGUCUUAAAAAAAGUUUUAUUGAAUUUUUUGUCAAAGACAAAGCAAUGAAUAAUUGUGGAAUAAAAUAACAACAGCAAACCAAUUACCAAAUUACAGUCUUUCUUCACUGAAUAUCGUAUGGUAUUUAAAUACUCCAACCAUAGCAAAGAAUGAGAAGCUGGAGGGAUGUGGGAAGAUCCCUCCCUGCCAAUAUAUUGUCUGAUGUCUGUAUGGAACCCCCGUAUUCAUGGGAUGUCUGCCACUGAAUCAGAAUGCUGUACAGAAACCUGUCCUCCAGCUUGAUGAAAGUUUUCAUCCCCUGUGAAAGGGGCUCCUGUUUUUCUGCCUCUUGGGAAAUUUAGGAUUUCUUUAUAAUUUCAAUAUCUACAGCAUUGAACUUACUUUAUUGCUGCAAGGUGUCAUGGAUAGUAUAUGUGUAUUUUCCCCUUUCAUUAAAUAAUUCUGCAGCCUCUCCAGUUGCCUGAAAAAGCCCUGUGGGAGAAGUUAACCUCAUGACAUAUUUACAUUGCAGCAUGGGACGCCAAGAAGGCAUCCAUUGCUUUCAUUUUUAAGGGAAGUUCUUCCUUUUGGUAUUAAAAACUAACUCCACACUGAUUUAUUUAAAAAGUAAAAAGACUUCAUUUAAAAACAGAACAGUGAACAGCUGUCAGGUAGACAGUAGGCAGCCUCCCCAGCUUCAUGUACUUACAGGAAAGCAAACUGAGAACAUUAUGGGACUUUCAUAAAAUGCAGUCACCCAGGAAGGUUGAAGAAUGCAUACAGAUCAUCAAAGAGAUGACCCAUAGAUGGGAAGAAGGGAACUCAGACCUCCACUUGGACACCAUAAAAGUAAAGACAACAAAAACCCUCCACCUGACACAUAAAAAAUUUUCACUGACAUUUUCUGUCCCCUUUAAUAAUAUUCAAAUGCAAUUUCAUCAAUCAUUAGUUGAUAGAGAAUUGUCAAAAAAGUGCAGGAGACAUUUUUUGGCAUAAUACCACUGAAUGCCGCUUGGUGUGUGUGUGUGUGUGUGUGUGUGUGUGUGUGCGUGCGCGUGUUUCAGGUCCUGAUUAUGGGCAUCUUCCUAGCCACUGUGGAAAACCUUUGGUGAGAAUGUUCUUAAGGGUAUUAAUCAGAUGUCCUGCAACUACUUGGCUGUAUGUGUAAACAAGACAAAUGUAUGCUCUUGACAUACUUUACUUGUCCAGAUUUGAUCUGUUCUUUGUUUUAAAAUGUUCCCUUUUUAUAUUUCCCCCCUGUUGUUGUAUUAAAUGAGGAAUGUAACAAUCAAUCCUUUCAUAGCCCAGUGCUGAACUUCCCCCUGUCACACGACUGCUCUGCCCUCAAAAUAUAUUUUCUCAGAAAGUACACUGUGGAGUUCUAAUUUGCAAGUCAUCCUCACAAAUGAGGAAAGGGAAAUCAUUCAUGCUUGCUGAAAUGUUUUUCUGCUUGCUGUCUUUCUUCACACCUUUUAUUUAGGAAAGCUCACAUCUUUUAAAGGGGGGAGGGGAGAGCCCUGAUCAAGCCCUCUUAAGAGGAAUCACAGUGGAUACCUGUGCAAUAUUUCUAGUGGUGUACUCACAGCAGUGUUUGUUGAAUGAGCCUUAUGGAAUGUCCUCCUUGUGUCACUCCCCUGUGAUAAGAGAACCGGAGGUGGUGAGGUGGUGGAAGCACUGCAGGCUAAUCUGUUUGCAGGCUAAUGAAGAGGGGAAAUGGAAAUUUGCAGGGAGCAAAAAGGGCCAUCAGCUUAGCUUCUCCUCACUCCUCUGGACUUGCUGGAGCUCCCAUCACCAUUCCCUAGUGUGAGGCCAUUCACACUUCUAGUUGUAAAAGUUGCAGUUAUCAUGGAGUGCAGGGCAGUGUCUGACCUGGUGGUGACUUUACCCCCACAGUCUAUUGGUUCUUGCUGGCUUGAGGCUCUGAAUGCUGCUGCCCCUCAAUCACUAGUCUUCUCCUUGAGUGGGCUGUAUCUGCUUCUUGCCAGUCUUGCUGCUCUUGCCUCUCCUCCAGGGCCUGAUUUGUGCCAUCUAUCCAUAGAGACAGAGAUGGGCUCCUUCUCUGUCUUUGCUUAUGCAUUCAGAGAGGGCAGGUGGAGAAGCAGCAAUCACAAGGAGCAGCAGCAAAGCCAGAAAGCUCCACCGAUUGGCAGUGGCGCCUUGGUAGGUGCCCAGUGAUGCUGGCCCUUGCUCCAAAUUCGGGGCUCUGCAAUAAACAACUGGGGCUGUACUUUGACUUAGAGCCUUGGUAGAAGCAGGCUGGAAGUACAGCUCUGUUCACUAGGCAGAAGAUACUUGGUACCAAUCCCGAGGGAUCUUUCUCCUCUCCACUCAUGGGUGGUAACCUGUUCCCAACUUACCUGAACAGGGUUUUGGAACCUGAACACAAGCAGACCUGAUUAGACUAGACACUUUGGUAGCCUCAGGUAGAGAAUAUCUGUUAAGCAUUCUCUCUCUAAAUUUUGCCCAUUGUUGAUACUGUUCCAAGCAUACUUUGAAAUUUUCAAGUAGAACUUCAUUCAGUUAUUACCAUGUAUUUGCAACAUAAUCUCUUUUUUAAAAAAACCAAAGAAACAGCUAGGGGUUUUAUUCAUAUCAAUCUGACUUGAAACUGAAUAGCCUGGGUUAGUCCUUUAAUUUCAGUGAGUCUGCUCUGCAUAUGAUUAACAAAGGGAAUAAUUUGGUUCAUUGUACUCCGAAGAUGAUCUUUGGGGUUGUGCAUAUAUAUGUAAUUUCCCAUCCUCUCCGCUUAGACCCAGGAAGUAAGGUUCGCUGAAGAAGACCUGGAGCAUGAAAAAAAGAAAUAUGUUGAGCUACAGGCUUUCACUCGGCGUUUGAUACUUGCUGUCAAAAUGGAUGAUAAAGAACAGCAGCAGGUAAGACGAAAGUGUAAACAGCCGAGAAGAUCUUAUGUUAUAGAGGUGUGCAGCGACCACAAAUUUUGCCUUGUAUCUCUAGCACUUGGAAGCAGUCCAGUCUUCUUCAGAUCCACCCUGUGCCAUUCUGAUUUAAUUUUUUGUUUGAGUCUGAAUCUGAUCCGUAAAUAUGAAGCUCAUUUUUGUUCCCAUUGACUAAUUGAGAACCCACAAACCUCUAUAUUGGGUUUUUUCUUUUCACAUAGAUGGAUGAAAUUUGCAGACAAGAGAGCAUAUCCAGAGUGAAUUACGCUUGCAAAAUUUCAGGCAGAUCCAUGCCAGGCUUUUUAUGCAAGGAAUUGUUGAACUCACUUUCUUUUUUCUUUCCUACCAGAAUUGGGUACAAGUUUCAGGCAUGAUCACCCCUGCUGAGUAAAUGAAGCCUGCCAAAUAUCAGAAAGAUAGGUGCAGUGGUUCUCCCACAUGGGCAAACUUUAUUGGUUGGGGUAGGAAAUAGAAAUUGUUAUAAAAAGCUAUAAAUGUAACUCUCUUUCUAACUUCUCCUCCCUAGCUGAAUACUCUCAGGGAAGAAAAGAGAGGGAGAGCAAUAAUUUUUAAUUGUUUGUUAUGAAAAAUAUUUUCUAGUCAGUCAGGCUAAACCUAAGCAUUCUGAUAAGGGUUCAUUUCAAAGGAACUGUGGUACCUUGGUUUUCGAAAAGCUUAGUUCUCGGAACAUUUUGGCUUCCGGAUGCCGCAAACCUGGAAGUGACUGUUACGGUUUGCCAACUAUUUUAGGAAGCCAAACAUCCGACAGGGCUUCCACAGCCAAUCAGAAGCUCCUGCAGCCAGUCAGAAGCCAUGUUUUGGUUUCCGAAUGUUUUGGAAGUCGAACGGACUUCCGGUACGGAUUCCGUUCAACUUCCAAGGUACGACUAUACGGUUAUUUAGAAAUAAGCUCCACCAACAGAACUAAAUUAUUUUCAAAUAAGCAUGCCAUGAGCAUGUUUAAGGCAAGGCUCUUUGUUGCCUUUGCUGCAAACAGCACUUGCCAGAACGCACCAGAACUCAGUUCCAGCACCUCUCUGGUGAGCCCCAUUGCCAUUCUGAGAGAACAAGGGAGCUGUUUGGCACCUCUUUUUCUAGAAAAAUAGAAAUAGAAAAAUGGCUGCAGGAGAUUAGUACAUCUACCCCUCUAAAAACAUUUUUAGAUAGCAAAGCCUGCAUGAUCUAAUUGAAUUAUAUUUCUAACACAAUUAAAGUACCUAAUUGUUAAGAGGCUUAUUUAAUAAAUUUAUACCACAGUAUUUGGGCAGCUUACAUUAGCCAUUGAAAACAACUAAUGAGGCCCUGCAAGAAAACUUAGCAGUGUGCAGUUCUCUUGUUUAAGGUUUCAUCCAGCAGUUGCUCUGUAGAAUGGUAGCACUAUGAAGCAGUUGCUGAGAUCUCCUUUCUCUCUGCCAAGGAGUGUUGCUUUCCUUGUUUCCCCUCCAAGGAGUUGGGUCAAAUACGAACUACGGUGCAGGAAAGUAACCAGGACUGCUACUCCACCAGAAGCUGUUGCAGCUUCUCAUUUAUUUAUAUUUUGUAUUCUAAUUCAGGCACUUCUGGCAGACUUGCCUCCAGAUUUAGAAGAGAUGGAUUUCAAUCAUUCAUUUCCGGAACCUGAUGAUACCUCGUUCAGCUUGUCGUCUUCAUCGGAGAAAAACACCUCGGACAGUUUGUGA
This is a messenger RNA of Podarcis lilfordi (Lilford's wall lizard), 54925 nucleotides long. The record is from the annotation of a GenBank genome assembly. NCBI's taxonomy places the organism in Eukaryota, Metazoa, Chordata, Lepidosauria, Squamata, Lacertidae.